AUGAUGGGAAAGGAUGAGCUUGUUUCCUGUGCCCCCGGCAUGCUACUCUGUGGGAGUGGAGAUUGGAGAGUGGUGUGUGUGUGUGUGUGUGUGUGUGUGUUAGGGCAGCACGAUUAAUCAAAUUCAGAUUGAAAGUGCGAUAUUGACGUGCUAUUUUCUCCUUUCUUUGGCAGUCCUUUAAUACAACAAAAACUAGACUAUGGUACCUCCUCCAAUGAGAUGCACUAGACUCUGUUCAUUCACUCUACUAUACAUGCACAGAGGAUGCUGACCAAUCACAAGCGGGCUCUCUCACUCUCUGUAUGGCAUGCACAUGCUGGCCAAUCACAAGCGUCCCCACUAAGAGCGCGCAGUUAGAUGCUAGAGAGGAGAGAAAGGGCUUUACCUCUGAGUGUGUGUCGGAAACAUGAGUGCUGCUAGUGCUAACGGGAACGUCGAUUCCGUGCCAAAGAAGUGCGCAUCUUCAUUGGUAUGGCAGUAUUUCGGCUACAGGCAAACCGAUGUCAACCAAAUUCAAGUGUUGUGCAAAAAGUGCCUCACAGUUGUGGCGACAAAAAGAGGCAACACGACACAUUUAUUCAGUCAUUUGAAGAAUAACCAUACCCUACUUUACCACAUUUUGCAUGGUGAAAAAAAGCACCCGUCAGCAGCAAAGCCCCUUAGCCACAACCAGCCACCUACGUUAAACAGGCAUUGAUUACCGAUGCGUUUUCAAUUGUAACACCCUAAGAAAAAACAUCCCACAGACACAUAGAAAUCACAGAGGCUAUUACCUACCCCAGUGGUUCCCAACUAGGGGUAUUAGGACCCCUGGGGGUACUUGGCCUAUCCACAGAGGGUACUUAAGAAGACUCAUCAGACCGUAGGCUUACUGGUAAAAUGCACAUGAGGGGUACUUCAGGGGUACUCCGGGCAGAGCAAAAUUCAGUUGGUGGUACAGUAACCAAAAAAGGUUGGGAACAACUGACCUAUCACAUAGCCAAAGACAUGGUUCCUAUUUACACAGUCACCAAAGACGACUUUAAGAAGAUGAUAAACAAGCUGGAGGCGAGAUUCUAUCUUGCACAUAUUUCUGUCAAGUCGCCAUCCCAACACACUGUAUAACAAAAUUAAGGGAGAAGUUGAAACAUUGAAUGUCGCGUUGAAUGACUGGACCAGACUCCAAUGUUUUGGACACAGGCUGCACCUUGCAACCGGUGUGCUACGUGUUACAUGUUUUUAAGGCAAUUUGACUUAUAAUUUCAAUUAUAAUAAUGAUUGAGCCUACUUAUACAUUAUUACGCAAUCAUACGCUUCCUAUUCCAUCUGCAGCCUAUGGCUGCCUGAAUAAAGAAUUAACUUAUUUAACUUAUAAAAUUGUAAAAUAGGAAACAGGAAAUCAUAAUAUUAUUCAUUCAUUAAUGAUAGCACACUAUAUUUUGAUAAUCAUGUAAAAAAUGUAUGUUUGUUAAUAUGUAGGUGUAGUAAUCAUAUCUAUUAUCAUAUGUAGCCUAUAACAAUGUUGGAAAAUAUUUGUUUAAUUUGUUUUUGUAUUCAGUUAGCACAGUAUGUAUUCAUUCAUUGAAAAUCGCAAUAUCUGGAACAAAAUAGUGCAAUUUGAUAUUUUGUCCAAAUCGUGCAGCCCAAGUGUGUGUAUGUGGUAAGGCACAUGGGUUAAGAUUGACUGCAUGGAAUCUGGUAUGGGAUCUGCACAAUGCAGAUUGGAAGAAGGGAAGAUACACACUGCAUACGAGCUAGCCACGAGGCAAGCACGGGCUAGAUAGAGAUGAGCACAUUCUGUAGCCACAGGCAGGCAGAGAGCUCCCUCAUUAGCAUGCUCUGCAUACAACAGAGGCUCUGUCUUUCUCUCUCUCACACACAGAGGCAUCACAGGCUCAGCUAUAAAUAGUCUCUCUCUCUACAUUUUAGUAAUUUAGCAGAUGCUCUUAUCCAGAGCGACUUACAGUUAGUGAGUGCAUACAUUUUUUUUCAUACUGGCCCCCCCAUGGGAAUCGAACCCACAUCCCUGGCGUUGCAAGCGCCAUGCUCUACCAACUGAGCUACACGGGGCAGGAAGUCACCACUGGUCUUUGUGUGUUGUCUGAUGUCACUUCUCCAUCUUUGUCCUCCCACUUGGGAGUCGUCUGUCAUCAGCUGUGCUGUUAACUACACCCAUCCUGUCACCCACUUCCUCACCCUCACCCCUUCCCUUCCUCCCCUCACCAUCAUUCACCCUCACCCCUUCCUAUCACACCUCACCGUCACCCCUCCCCAUCACCCCUGAACUGCUGUCAACUCGGCUAACGUUCAGGCAACGUCACAUCUGUGUUCGCUGCAGCGGGGCUGUCACUUCCACUAACGUUGCGGGAGCGUUACGUUUUAGCUUGGAGAAGCCUGUGUUUGUGUGUGUGUAUGUGUGUCUGUCCACCUGUUUUGUGCUGGUAACAGCAGUGACCUACUUCAGUUAUACCACUGAAAUAUAUAGAGCCUUCAAAACUACAAACAACAUCAGAGCCUGAAAUGUAUCCAGCAAAUUAAUUCAACCUUGGACUCGUUCAUUGUCCUUGUAUUCAGGGAAUAUGUGUUGUCAGAAUGUUGUCAGAAUGUAGUCAGACGAGCACAGCUAACACAACCUGCUCAGCUGCUGUUUCCAGGCAGGCGUGGCCCUCUUUCCCUCCCUCUCUGUGAGUGUGACAGUUCUGCUUGGAUUGCACCAUGCCGUCCAGUUAGAGGUCACUAGCUAGCCUCACAUAUAUACACCAGUCCCCCACACACACACACACACACACACACACUGUACACACACACGCACGCAGGCACCCACAGACACACACACACACACACACCAGUCCCUUAGUGCCUCACAACUCAGCACGGCACACUCGGAUGGACGGGCAGCAGAGGAUUGGCAUCAGCAGCCAGCCUCAGGGGAAACACUUUAUCCAACCACACACACACUCCCUUAGUAUUAGCCUCGCCCUGCCUGGGUAAAUUCCUACCUGAGAAAUGUAUUUAAUCCUAAUAGUCAGAUAAAGGUGGUGUCAAAUGAAGCCCCUAUCUGCUGAGGUGUCAUUGUCUGACAGCGCUGUGUGUGUGUGUGUGUGUGUGUGUGUGAGUGUAAGCUGUGUGCGUGUGUGCGACAUCACUGUAUGUGUGCGCAUGCGUGCAUGUUUGUGUGUGUGCUCACAUAUCUGUGUGUGUGAGGCUCUGAAAGGCUAAAGCCCUGACCAUGCAGAGGCAGAGCAGACAUUCUGUUCUACUGCAGCUGGUGGCAAAGUUCUGAUUAUGUGCUCUACUAACUAGGAACUCUGUAUAUGCAUCCCAAAUGGCACCCUUUUCCCUAUUUAGUGCACUACUUCCCUAUAGACCCUGGCCAAAAGUAGUGCACUAAAAAGAGAAUAGGGUGCCAUUUGGGACUCAUCAUGUGAAACACAGCAGGCAGGGUGGGUGGCUGCGCCAGUCAGGUCGCUCAAGAUUCACUUUGAAAUUGGACAUCCAUCCAUGUCCCAAGGACAUCAGGAAUGCCUUCAAAACCAGCCAGUAGGGACAACGUUUGUUUGUUUGUUUUAACCCUAUCCCAAACAGGAACCCUUAACUUAACCAUUCGGAAUGAAUGCCUAAACUUAACCAUGGAGUUGUUUUUAUUAUAACCCUAUGCCAAAUCUUAACCCAUAACCAUUCGGAUGAAUGGAGGAGGAACUGCAGCAGGAGGAGCAACCCAGGCUGUCAAAAACAUAUAGAAAUGUGACAUUUGGAGCAACUUCGAAAAUUGACGUUUGGAUACAGUGGGGGAAAAAAGUAUUUAGUCAGCCACCAAUUGUGCAAGUUCUCACACUUAAAAAGAUGAGAGAGGCCUGUAAUUUUCAUCAUAGGUACACGUCAACUAUGACAGACAAAAUGAGAAAAAAAUUCCAGAAAAUCACAUUGUAGGAUUUUUAAUGAAUUUAUUUGCAAAUUAUGGUGGAAAAUAAGUAUUUGGUCAAUAACAAAAGUUUCUCAAUACUUUGUUAUAUACCCUUUGUUGGCAAUGACACAGGUCAAACGUUUUCUGUAAGUCUUCACAAGGUUUUCACACACUGUUGCUGGUAUUUUGGCCCAUUCCUCCAUGCAGAUCUCCUCUAGAGCAGUGAUGUUUUGGGGCUGUCGCUGGGCAACACAGACUUUCAACUCCCUCCAAAGAUUUUCUAUGGGGUUGAGAUCUGGAGACUGGCUAGGCCACUCCAGGACCUUGAAAUGCUUCUUACGAAGCCACUCCUUCGUUGCCCGGGCGGUGUGUUUGGGAUCAUUGUCAUGCUGAAAGACCCAGCCACGUUUCAUCUUCAAUGCCCUUGCUGAUGGAAGGAGGUUUUCACUCAAAAUCUCACGAUACAUGGCCCAUUCAUUCUUUCCUUUACACGGAUCAGUCGUCCUGGUCCCUUUGCAGAAAAACAGCCCCAAAGCAUGAUGUUUCCACCCCCGUGCUUCACAGUAGGUAUGGUGUUCUUUGGAUGCAACUCAGCAUUCUUUGUCCUCCAAACACGACGAGUUGAGUUUUUACCAAAAAGUUAUAUUUUGGUUUCAUCUGACCAUAUGACAUUCUCCCAAUCCUCUUCUGGAUCAUCCAAAUGCACUCUAGCAAACUUCAGACGGGCCUGGACAUGUACUGGCUUAAGCAGGGGGACACGUCUGGCACUGCAGGAUUUGAGUCCCUGGCGGCGUAGUGUGUUACUGAUGGUAGGCUUUGUUACUUUGGUCCCAGCUCUCUGCAGGUCAUUCACUAGGUCCCCCCGUGUGGUUCUGGGAUUUUUGCUCACCGUUCUUGUGAUCAUUUUGACCCCACGGGGUGAGAUCUUGCGUGGAGCCCCAGAUCGAGGGAGAUUAUCAGUGGUCUUGUAUGUCUUCCAUUUCCUAAUAAUUGCUCCCACAGUUGAUUUCUUCAAACCAAGCUGCUUACCUAUUGCAGAUUCAGUCUUCCCAGCCUGGUGCAGGUCUACCAUUUUGUUUCUGGUGUCCUUUGACAGCUCUUUGGUCUUGGCCAUAGUGGAGUUUGGAGUGUGACUGUUUGAGGUUGAGGACAGGUGUCUUUUAUACUGAUAACAAGUUCAAACAGGUGCCAUUAAUACAGGUAACGAGUGGAGGACAGAGGAGCCUCUUAAAGAAGAAGUUACAGGUCUGUGAGAGCCAGAAAUCUUGCUUGUUUGUAGGUGACCAAAUACUUAUUUUCCACCAUAAUUUGCAAAUAAAUUCAUUAACAAUCCUACAAUGUGAUUUUCUGGAUUUUUUUUCCUCAUUUUGUCUGUCAUAGUUGACGUGUACCUAUGAUGAAAAUUACAGGCCUCUCAUCUUUUUAAGUGGGAGAACUUGCACAAUUGGUGGCUGAUUAAAUACUUUGUAGUGUUACAGAUUCCGCGAUAGAAAUGUCAAGUUAAUUUACAUACGUAUUCAGACCCCUUGCUAAGAGACUCGAAAUUGAGCCUAGAUGCAUCCUGUUUCCAUUGAUCAUCCUUGAGAUGUUUCUACAACUUUAUUGGAGUCCACCUGUGGUAAAUUCAAUUGAUUGGACAUGAUUUGGAAAGGCAUACGCCUGUCUAUAUAAGGUCCCACAGUUGACAGUGCAUGUCAGAGCAAAAACUAAGCCAUGAGGUCAAAGGAAUUAUCCGUAGAGCUUCGAGACUGGAUCGUGUCAAGGCACAGAUCUGGGGAAGGGUACCAAAAAAUGUCUGCAGCAUUUAAGGUCUGCAGCAUUGAAGGUCCCCAAGAACACAGUGGCAUCCAUCAUACUUAAAUGGAAGAAGUUUGGAACCACCAAGACUCUUCCUAGAGCUGGCCGCCCGGCCAAAUUGAGCAAUCGGGGGAUAAGGGCCUUGGUCAGGGAGGUGACCAAUAACCCGUUGGUCACUGUGACAGAGCCCCAGAGUUCCUCUGUGGAGAUGGGACAACCUCCCAGAAGGACAACCUCUCUGCAGCACUCCACCAAUCAGGCCUUUAUGGUAGAGUGGCCAGACGGAAGCCACUGCUCAGUAAAAGGCACAUGACAGCCCACUUGGAGUUUGCCAAAAGGCACCUAAAGGACAUUCAGACCAUGAGAAACAAGAUGCCCUGGUCUGAUGAAACCAAGAUUGAACUCUUUGGCCUGAAUGCCAAACGUCACAUCUGGAGGAAACCUGGCACCAGCGGCAGGGACAGGGUGACUAGUCAGGAUCGAGGGAAAGAUGAACGAAGAUCCUUGAUGAAAAACUGCUCCAGAGCGUUCAGGACCAGAGACUGGGGCGAAGGUUCACCUUCCAACAGGACAAUGACCCUAAGCACACAGCCAAGACAAUGCAGGAGUGGCUUUGGGACAAGUCUCUGAAUGUCCUUGAGUGGCCCAGCCAGAGCCCGGACUUGAACCCGAUCGAACAUCUCUGGAGAGACCUGAAAAUAGCUGAGCAGCGACGCUCCCUAUACAACCUGACAGAGCUUGAGAGGAUCUGCAGAGAAGAAUGGGAGAUACUACCCAAAUACAAGUGUGCCAAGCUUGUAGCGUCAAACCCAAGAAGACUUGAGUCUGUAAUCGCUGCCAAAGGUGCUUCAACAAAGUACUAAGUAAAGGGUCUGAUUACUUACAGUACCAGUCAAAAGUUUGGACACACCUACUCAUUCAAGGUUUUUAAAUUAUUUUUACUAUUUUCUACACUGUAGAAUAAUAGUGAAGACAUCAAAACUAUGAAAUAGCACAUAUGGAAUCAUGUAGUAACCAAAGAAGUGUUAAACAAACCAAAAUAUAUUUUAGAUUUUAGAUUCUUCAAAGUAACUACCCUUUUCCUUGAUGACAGCUUUGCACACUCUUGGCAUUCUCUCAACCAGCUUCAUGAGGAAUGUUUUUCCAACAGGCUUGAAGGAGAUCUCACAUAUGCUUUUCCUUAUCUAUGCGGUCCAACUCAUCCCAAACCAUCUCAAUUGGGUUGAGGUCGGGUGAUUGUGGAGGCCAGGUCAUCUGAUGCAACACUCCAUGACUCUCCUUCUUGGUCAAAUAGCCCUUACACAGCCUGGAGGUGUGUUUUUGGUCAUUGUCCUGUUGAAAAACAAAUGAUAGUCCCACUAAGCGCAAACCAGAUGGGAUGGCGUAUCGCUACAGAAUGCUGUGGUAGCCAUGCUGGUUAAGUGUGCCUUGAAUUCUAAAUAAAUCACAGACAGUGUCACCAGCAAAGCACCCCCACAGCAUCACACCUCCUCCUCCGUGCUUCAUGGUGGGAACCACACAUGCGGAGAUCAUCCGUUCACCUACUCUGCGUCUCACAAAGACAUGGCCGUUGGAACCAAAAAUCUCACAUUUUGGACUCAUCAGACCAAAGGACAUAUUUUCAAUGGUCUAAUGUCCAUUGCUUGAGUUUCUUGGCCCAAGCAAGUAUCUUCUUAUUAUUGGUGUCCUUUUGGAGUGGUUCCUUUGCAGCAAUUUGACCAUGAAGGCCUGAUUCACUCAGUCUCCUCUUAACAGUUGAUGUUGAGAUGUGUCUGUGACUUGAACUCUGUGAAGCAUUUAUUUGUGCUGCAAUUUGAGGUGCAGUUAACUCUAAUAAACUUAUCUUCUGCAGCAGAGGUAACUCUGGUGGAAAAAGUCAAGGGGUCUGAAUACUUUCCGAAUGCACUUUACCCUGCUGUACUGACGUGUAAGCAUCUCAUGCCAAAAUCAUAUAUUGAUAUGGAUAAGGAGCACAGGGACUGUACAAUACUGGUAAGAGGGUAAAGAGUAUGCAUUAAAAACCACUUAAUUAUAUUAAGUUAAUGAAGUGGAUACUUGAAUUGAAUGCAGAAUACCAAUUAUUGUAGUUGUUGCUUCUUUUUUACUGACGUUAGGAUUGUUGGGAUUUUAUAGCAUAGACCUCAUCCAGAGAGUGGCUGCAUUUUCCUAGUCCAUUUUAAUCAGAGGACAGGACUGCUCCGUGCUGCUUCCUCAAUUAUUUAAGUGAAAUCCUUCAGUGUGCUUAAAGCAGUCUCCCCAUUUUCUCUCUUUCUCCCUCCCUCUCUCUCUCUUUCCCCCUUCUUUCUUUCUCACUCUCCCUCUGUGUCUCCCCCUCUCGGUAUCUCCCCCUUUUCUCCUCCUCUCUCUGUUCUUUCUCUCUCUGUCCCCCGCUCUCCCCCUCCCUUCUCUCACAGUCCUUCUCUAUUCCUCCAUUCUUUCUCUCUGGCAAUACUCUCUUCCAACAUCUCUCCAUCUCAGUUUAGUCUGAAAACAGUCCAGCAGCUUUCACUUAAUGCCCCCCUCCCUUCCUAUUGUAGCAGCCACACAUUAGUAGCAGCUCAUUCUUUCUUUAAGGAGAUUGCUGGAAGGAGCAGGGAAUCAAUACAGUAAAGCCUCAGAGACACACUGGGUUAAUGUAAUAGGAGUGGGUGAAAUACGGGACGGAGAGGAGAGGAGAGGGGAGGAAGGGUGAGGAGAGUAGAGGAGAGGAGAGAAGAGGAGGGGUGAGGAGAGGAAAGGAGAGGGGAGAAGGGGUGAGGAGAGAUUAGGAGGGAAGGGAGGAGAGGAGAGGACAGGAGAGAAGGGAAAGGAGGGUGGGAGAGGAGAGGAAAGGUGUAGGGGAGGAGAGGACAUGACAGGAGAGUAGGGGAGAGAGAAGGAGGGGAAGGGAGGAGAGGAGCGCAGAAGAGAGGAGAGGUCAACACUAGCCAUGUCUCAGCAGCAGGAGACUAAGGCUGAGAGCUUCUAGACCCCCCUACCAGACGUCACAUCAGCAGAGUAGGCCCACUCAACAGGAGAGGCCAUGCUGGAGCUUGUGUUGCCUGGAUGGAUGAUUUCCUCUCAGAUGGGGGUCAAAGACCCAUCAAACAACCGUUAUGCUCUCUAACAUCCAUCAUGGAACAUGUCUGUAAUUCUACAGUAGAAAGAACAAGUGAAAAAGUCCACAAUAGCUCUAUUCCUAUACAUCCCUAUAACACUACAGUUAAUGUACUAGAGCAUAGACAAUACCACACUAGCCCUAGUGCAAGCCCAAGUCAGUCCCAGUUUCAUUUAUCCUAAUAUGCUUUAGACCUUUCCGUUGUCUCUGUCUGUCUUUCUGAAGGCCCCUGUCUGCAAGAUGUGUGCUAAGGGCUCUGCUGUGUCCUCAGUGGCAGACGGACGGACUGACACAGUCAGAGUCAUCAGAGGGGGUGGCAGUGAGUCAAAGCAUUAUUGUUGCUGAAAGGUGAAGAGAGAGUCAGCUAAUAUAAAUCUCUCCAUUCAUUAUUGAUGUGAGGGAGCCUGUGAAUUCCUCUGCUUUACAUUACUCUGGGGUAGAAAGCUAGGCUAACAGACGCUAGGCUUCUCUCCCUGCCCUCCUUCAGAUAUCAUCUAUCUAACCAGAACCAAACCACACUAGCUCCCACGCAUGAACCCGAUAGUGACCUUACCAUGCCUCUAACUUACAAGGUAAUCUCUAGGUGCCUAAUAAACACACACACAGUGUAGAACUGUUAUUGAAGUCUCUCACAGACUAAUGUCAACUAUUUUCUGAAUCACUGUGCUUGUCAUUGAUUGAGUUUGUAUAGACAAACAUCGCCGUCAUCUCCAGAUACCUCUGGUCUUAGUCACCUCGGGAAUGAAAGCAGACUCACAAAAGGCGAGUGAACCCUCUAAUUAAAUAUCAAGUGAAAAUGUUCUGAAGUGAUACAAAAAAUAAAAUAAAUGCUCUUUUGAAUGUGUUUAUUCAGGUAUGCAGUCAGUCAGUUCAAGCUAAUCUAACAGCUGCAUGAACAAACAGAAGGUUUACUCAUAGAAACAGAAUUACAGACCCAUUGACUCGAUCAGGAAUUUUCAUUCUAGCAAUUCUAUUUCUAUGGGUUUUAAUCACUGUUUCAGUCCAAGGCAAUUCCACGCCUUAGUCACCACCACCGUCAGCGUCCGUUAGGAGCCUUGGAUACCUGGGUCAUGUGAUCAGGUUGUUGUGAGCCUACCUGACGUCAUGCUUGAGUGAUUCAGUUAGCCCAUGGCCUCUGUAAUCUAAAUCUAGUUACAACACCAUUCCCCUCUCCUGUGGUUGCACACACAUGCACAUAUGCAGGCAGGCACGCACACAAGCACAAACACACACACACACUAGUUAUAACAACAUUCCUCUCUUGAGGUUGCAUGCAGACAUUUUCCUCCCUUCAUUCUAUAGCGGUUACAUUGCAGAGCUGGGGUUUGCCACAACACAACCGCUCAGCAGCAUAACACGCCAUUACAACCCACCAUGGUAACAGUAACAUGGCACUGCCAUAAAGCCACCUGUUUUAUCAACAGGGCUCGUUUAGCCUAUUUGUCUUCACAAAUAGAGAGAGAUCAACCUCUAUGCCUUUUGCACAUGUUCUCUGUAAGUAGAGUGGAGGCAGCAGUGUGUAGUAGCUAGCAGCUCUGUCCCUCCCUAUGGUGUAAGUGUACUGCAUGUGUGACAGGACUGGAAGUGACUGUUGUACAGGGCAAACCUGGCUAAGCCAUCAUGUUACUGCGGGAUCUGGGGGAGUGUGUGGGCAGAGUGGAGGGUAGACAUGUCACAAUGCUACAACACGCGCACACACACACGCGCACACACACACACAAACACAGCUAUGAUGGAGGGGGGCAUGCAGCAGGCAGGCAGGCAGGCAGGCAGGCAGGCAGGCAGACAGACAGGCAGAUGCACGUCUUGGGAAUGGGGAGUCAUUGCUUACUUACGUAUGGCGGCACAAUACAUUAAUCUACAGGGGACCUUAAAGCCACUACAGCUGGGUCUCAAGAAAGAUGCUCCUAUAGGGAGGCAUUAUUCCUUACAGUCUAUGGAAGCAUUGCUUAAUUGCUUAUGGUGGCACAAUACGCCUGUGAAGAAUGGCAUGCCAGGCUUCCAGCUGUACUUUAGAGAGGUAUACACUGACUGCACAAAACAUUAAGAAUAAUAUUGAGUUGCACAAUAUUGAGUUGCACCCCCUUUUGCCCUCAGAACAGCCUCAAUUUGUUGGGGCAUUGACUCUACAAGGUGUCGAACGCAUUCCACAGGGAUGCUGGCCCAUGUUGACUCUGAAGCUUCCCACAGUUGUGUCAAGUUGGCUGGAUGUCCUUUGUGUGGCGCAGUGGUCUAAGGCACUGCAUCGCAGUGCUAGCUGUGCCACUAGAGAUCCUGAUUCGAGUCCAGGCUCUGUCGCGCCGGCCGCGACCGGGAGACCCAUGGGCGGCGCACAAUUGGUCCAAGGUAGGGGAGGGUUUGGCUGGCAGGGAUGUGGGUUCGUUUCCCACGGGGGGCCAGUAUAAAAAAAAUAGAUUUAAAAAAGUGUGCAUUUACUAACUGUAAGUCGCUCUGGAGAAGCGCGUCUGUUAAAUGACUAAAAUGUCAAUGUGUGGUGGACCAUUCUUGAUACACACGAGAAACUGUUGAGCGUGAAAAUCACAUCAGCGUGCAGUUCUUGACACACUCAAACCGGUGCGCCUGGCACCUACUACCAUACCCCGUUCAAAGGCACACUACCUUCGGAAAGGAUUCAGACCCCUUGACAUUUUCCACAUUUUGUUACGUUACAGCCUUAUUCUAAAAUAGAAAAAAAAAAUAUAUAUAUACAGUGGGGAAAAAAAGUAUUUAAUCAGCCACCAAUUGUGCAAGUUCUCCCACUUAAAAAGAUGAGAGAGGCCUGUAAUUUUCAUCAUAGGUACACGUCAACUAUGACAGACAAAAUGAGGGGAAAAAAUCCAGAAAAUCACAUUGUAGGAUUUUUAAUGAAUUUAUUUGCAAAUUAUGGUGGAAAAUAAGUAUUUGGUCACCUACAAACAAGCAAGAUUUCUGGCUCUCACAGACCUGUAACUUCUUCUUUAAGAGCCUCCUCUGUCCUCCACUCGUUACCUGUAUUAAUGGCACCUGUUUGAACUUGUUAUCAGUAUAAAAGACACCUGUCCACAACCUCAAAUAGUCACACUCCAAACUCCACUAUGGCCAAGACCAAAGAGCUGUCAAACAGACACCAGAAACAAAAUUGUAGACCUGCACCAGGCUGGGAAGACUGAAUCUGCAAUAGGUAAGCAGCUUGGUUUGAAGAAAUCAACUGUGUGAGCAAUUAUUAGGAAAUGGAAGACAUACAAGACCACUGAUAAUCUCCCUCGAUCUGGGGCUCCACGCAAGAUCUCACCCCGUGCGGUCAAAAUGAUCACAAGAACGGUGAGCAAAAAUCCCAGAACCACACGGGGGGACCUAGUGAAUGACCUGCAGAGAGCUGGGACCAAAGUAACAAAGCCUACCAUCAGUAACACACUACGCCGCCAGGGACUCAAAUCCUGCAGUGCCAGACGUGUCCCCCUGCUUAAGCCAGUACAUGUCCAGGCCCAUCUGAAGUUUGCUAGAGUGCAUUUGGAUGAUCCAGAAGAGGAUUGGGAGAAUGUCAUAUGGUCAGAUGAAACCAAAAUAUAACUUUUUGGUAAAAACUCAACUUGUCGUGUUUGGAGGACAAAGAAUGCUGAGUUGCAUCCAAAGAACACCAUACCUACUGUGAAGCAUGGGGGUGGAAACAUCAUGCUUUGGGGCUGUUUUUCUGCAAAGGGACCAGGACGACUGAUCCGUGUAAAGGAAAGAAUGAAUGGGGCCAUGUAUCGUGAGAUUUUGAGUGAACACCUCCUUCCAUCAGCAAGGGCAUUGAAGAUGAAACGUGGCUGGGUCUUUCAGCAUGACAAUGAUCCCAAACACACCACCCGGGCAACAAAGGAGUGGCUUCGUAAGAAGCAUUUCAAGGUCCUGGAGUGGCCUAGCCAGUCUCCAGAUCUCAACCCCAUAGAAAAUCUUUGGAGGGAGUUGAAAGUAUGUGUUGCCCAGCGACAGCCCCAAAACAUCACUGCUGUAGAGGAGAUCUCCAUGGAGGAAUGGGCCAAAAUACCAGCAACAGUGUGGGAAAACCUUGUGAAGACUUACAAAAAAUGUUUGACCUGUGUCAUUGCCAAAAAAGGGUAUAUAACAAAGAAUUGAGAAACUUUUGAUAUUGACCAAAUACUUAUUUUCCACCAUAAUUUGCAAAUAAAUUCAUUAAAAAUCCUACAAUGUGAUCUUCUGGAUUUUUUUUUCUCAUUUUGUCUGUCAUAGUUGACGUGUACCUAUGAUGAAAAUGACCGGCCUCUCUCAUCUUUUUAAGUGUGAGAACUUGCACAAUUGGUGGCUGACUAAAUACUUUUUUCCCCCACUGUAUAUAUAUAUAUAUAUAUCUUAAUCAAUCUACACACAAUACGCCAUAAUGACAAAGUGAAAACAGGUUUUUAGAAAUGUUUGCAAAUAUAUAAAAAAUAUCACAUUUACUUCAGACCCUUUACUCAGUACCUUGUUGAAGCACCUUUGGCAGCGAUUACAGCCUCAAGUCUUCUUGGAUAUGACGCUACAAGCUUGGCACACCUGUUUUUGGCGAGUUUCUCCCAUUCUUUUCUGCAGAUCGCUGCACAGCUAUUUUCAGGUCUCUCCAGAGAUGUUCGAUCGGGUUCAAGUCCGGGCUCUGGCUGGGCCACUCAAGGACAUUCAGAAACUUGUCCUGAAGCCACUCCUGCGUUGUCUUGGCUGUGUGCUUAGGGUCAUUGUCAUGCUGGAAGGUGAAUCUUCACCCCAGUCUGAGGUCUUGAGUGCUCUGGAGCAGGUUUUCAUCAAGGAUCUCUCUGUACUUUGUUCCGUUCAUCUUUCCCUCAAUCCUGACUAGUCUCCCAGUCCCUGCCAAAGAGUUCAGGCCAAAGAGUUCAAUCUUGUUUCUCAUGGUCUGAGAGUCAUUUGGGGACCUUUUGGCAAACUCCAAGCGGGCUGUCAUGUGCCUUUUACUGAGGAGUGGCUUCCGUCUGCCCACUCUACCAUAAAGAACUGAUUGGUGGAGUGCUGCAGAGAUGGUUGUCCUUCUGGAAGGUUCUCCGAUCUCCACAGAGGAACUCUGGAGCUCUGUUAGCGUGACCAUCGGGUUCUUGGUCACCUCCCUGACCAAGGCCCUUCUCCCCCGGUUUCUCAGUUUGGCCAGGCGGCCAACUCUAGGAAGAGUCUUGGUGGUUCCAAACUUCUUCCAUUUAAGAAUGAUGGAGGCCACUGUGUUCUUGGGGACCUUCAAUGCUGCAGACAUUGUUUGGUACCCUUCCCCAGAUCUGUGCCUCAACACAAUCCUGUCUCGGAGCUCUAUGGACAAUUCUUUCAACCAUCAUGUCCAAUCAAUCAAUUUCGAGUCUCAUAGCAAAGGGUCUGAAUACAUAUUUAAAUAAGGUUCUGAAAACCUUUUUAUCUCUCUGUUAUUAUGGGGUAUUGUGUGUAGAUUGAUGAGGAACAUUUUUUAUUUAAUCCAUUUUAGAAUAAGGCUGUAACGUAACAAAAUGUGGGAAAAGGGAAGGGGUCUGAAUACUUUUCGAAUGCACUGUAUGUACACACACACACACACACACACACACACACACACACACACACACAUUCACACACUCCAAGGGUGUCUCAGGGGGAGUUGGGAUAUGCAAAAAACAAAUGUCCAAUUCACACAUGCGUAUAAUACACACUUUUACAUCUGUGAAAUAGAACAAAUAUAAGCACCCAAACACACACACACACACACACACACACACACACACACACACACACACACACUGUUUAGCCACAUGUGCUCUAGGGCUAUUCAUUUUUAUAUAUUACUCUACAUACACAGAAAAAUAGCACGAAAAAGAGCCUCACUUGUGCUUCUUUCUGUCAGUCAAGUCAGCACAGGACACAUCAGGGUCAAUCCCAUUUUCAUUCAGUCAUUUCAGGAUGUAAAUUAAGUUCUGACUGAAUUUAAAUGAUAUUGACCCCAACCCUGGUGUACAGGACGUUCUUAGUAUUUAUUUACACAGCAUGAAUCCAAUGACUGAUCCUGAGAUUAGGGAGAUUUAUUAUCAAUUAUAGAUAGCUAUCCAUAUUUAUUUGCUCUUUGUACCUACAUAGAAACGUACAGUAUGGGCCGGUUUCCCAGACACAGAGAGCUUUUUGGUCCAGGACUAGCAUCUAGGAAACCAGCCCUAUAACUAAAGUCAGCCUCAUAUCCUUCUUUCUGUCAGUCGUCAACACAGUAUUUAUUAACGGAGUGUGAAUCCAAUCACCCAUCCUGAGAUCAGAGGAGAUAAAUUAUCAACAUGGGAGGUGGGCGGUGACCUUUUACUCCGUGACCCCAGGCUGUCUAGAGGAGCCUUUUGGGGGUCAUGUAGGAACAUAAUGGAGAAUGUAUUGAUUGCCCAGCUCAGUGGUAAUGUCCUCCUGGGCCGAUGUGUGCGUCCCAAUAAGCUCUCCUUUCUCCUGAAGUAGUGUAUGUUCACUACUUCCCCACAUCUUAAAUAAUUGGAUUGGUGGAGGCAUGGGCUUAUCAGAGUUUUCACCAUUAUUUCUUAUACCAGUUAUUUCCAUUAAAAUCAGUGAAGGGCAGUGAAAAAAGUGCACACUAUGGCAGAAAGGAGAGAUGAUUGGGACAUAGCCAGUAUUUACAAAAAGUGCUGAUCUAGGAUCAGUUUAGUCUUUUAGAUCAUAAUGGAUACAAAUACAUGGAUGGGGGACCUGAUACUAGAUCAGUACUUCUAAUCUGAGACACUUUAUGAAUACAGGCCCUGUAGGAUCAAAAUGCAGAUUGUAUUGAUUAUUACCGUGUGGUGAGGUGAUGUCCGACUUGUCUCUGAGCUGAUUCGCUGUGUUUUACCAUCCUUCAGCUGGACUGGGUGAAAGGGUAAACAUGUCUGGCAGUCAUAGGAAGGCAGUCCAUUUCUUGCAGGUAGAUAGGCAGGAGACCUAGAAAAGUCAUGGUAGUGGUUGGAGUAAAGAAUAAUGAUGACAGAAAUAGGCAAACGGAGCGAAACAAACACAUUUCUCCAAAGAAAUAAAAAGAAAAAGAAAUUCAAUCCAAAACAGGAUUUGGCUGUAGUAAACAAGGUAAGGGUAGUCUAGGCCUACUGUUGAGACACACUCCCCGUCAGAACACGAACACUGACUGGCACAGCUAGGUAGAAAUACCUUGAGACACCCCAUAGGCAAAAUCAUUGCCACAAGAAGCAGGGGGGCACAUAACCAAUUAAUUGGUUCAAACCUCUUUCAACCAACACAGAGGCUGUACAAACAUUUAAACCAGACUAAUAGUCAUCAUCACAUUCACAAAGGCCUUUCUAAUUCAGACCAGUAAAUGUUAUAUUAGAGUUCUCAUCAAACAAAUAAGCACAUUUACAAAAUGACAGAAUCCGCGGUAAAAAGGGCUGUGCCCCUCUCGAGCAUUCGCACACAUCCAUGCCUAGAUUUAGAGUGCGGGCGUGCACGAGCGUAACUUUGAGAGGCGGCAUACAGUAAAUCACAUGAUAAACACAAAGUAAGCAUUCAAAAUAAAUGCACAAACUGAAGGAAAAUAAUAGACAAGUUACACAGAUCAUUUGGAAACUUGGCAAGUUGGCAGCAAUAUGGGGAGCAGGGAUUUGAGUUUCUACACUAUAACAAUCUCUAGAAAAGUUGGGCGUGAGUGCGAUGCGUUCCUCUGUGUUGCUGUCCUGUUCUCCUGAAGAAGGCCUAGUUGGGGUCAAAACAUUGCUUGAUUAAACCCAGACUUGGGAGUGCCAUUACCUGGAAAAGUUUAUUUAAAAAUAUUUGCCCAAAAACAUUUCUUCCUGUGUUUGACCUUGCUCUAGCUGGACAACCUGGAUGAGCAGGCUGCCCAGAUCAGACGGGAGCUGGAUGGACGUCUCCAGAUGGCCGAUCAGAUUGCCAGGGUGAGUCUGAUAGCCUAUACACACUGCAGCAGAACAACAUCAACACACUGGUUACAUUGUGCAGAGCGACACAGAAACCUGAAUAAACAGUUUGUAAGCAUCAAAACGGCUUCACUAUGCGAGUUCCCCAAGAGCUUCAUUAUUCUAGAAACAGCUUAACAUCACAAUGAAUAUACUCAAGGCGAUAUCUGGUAAUCUAUUGAAUGACAUGUAUUCACAUUAGUGUUGACAAUACAAAAAGUUAUUUGAAUUUGAUUUUCAUUUAUUUUCUUAUUAUAAUGUCUUGCUCCGUCGGGAUGACCAGCCCACAUGGACACAAAAGCUGACUUGAAAUAUAGUAGAAAACUUUUAUGUUAUUUUUAUGUUAUGGUAAAACCCUUCAAUUUUUUCUUCUUCAAAGGGAGGCAAAUUCCCGAAGUUUGUGUCGAAGGAGAUGGAGCAGAUGUACAUAGAGGAGCUGAAGGCGUCGGUGAACCAGCUGAUGGCCAACCUGGAGAGCAUGCCUGUGUCUAAGGGAGGAGAGUUCAAACUGCAGAAGCUGAAGAAAGGACACAACACCUCCAUCAUGGACAUGGGUCAGGAGGACGAGAACACACUGUCCAAGUCUGACGUGGUACUCUCCUUCACUCUGGAGGUAGGAACCCUAUCCCUUUCUAACCCUGGUCCUGACCAUAAUCCAUCUGAACCCUAACCCUAGCCCUAAUCCUGUCCAAGUCUGAUGUGGUGCUCUUCUUGACUAUGGAGGUACUAACCCUAGCCCUGACCCUUCACCUGACUCUAGCCUUAACCCUGUCUAGGAAGGUUAAGACCUCAGCAUUUUGGCAUUAUGAGAGAAUAUCCUAAAUACAAUGUUACCCUUUCUCCAACGUGAUUUUCCCAGUAACAAAGAAGUCAUACUGUAAGCAUAAAUCCAUUUGAAUAGAGAUUAAUACCAUACAAAUUCUCAAUAGAAACAGUACCUCUCAGAGAGCUCCACCUUAUUAUCCCGAGAUUCUGUCUGUCAGACAAACCUUUUCACCUGCCUCUGUCUUUAUAAAGAGAAUGAGUCAUCAUAAACAUUAUCAACAUAUUUAUUAACAAAGGCUCUAUGUUCACUGUCUGCAGGGCAAGGAAAACAGAGCUUGACAUGCUUUAGCACUAUCUAUUGAUGUCUGUGGUGGUGGUGGUGAUGAUAUAGCAAUAUAUAUCUGGAAAACUAGAUCUGAUCUGCACUUUCAUUGGUCUAUUGAUUAUUUUAGCACAUUAAUACAUUCCAUGCCAAAGUCCCAAGGUGUGUUUGCUUAUAGUUUUCUUCUCUCUCAAUAGAUUUAUAUAAUUCUAGACCCGGGCCCCUAUUCACAAAGCGUCUCAGAGUAGGAGUGCGGAAUGAUCUAGGAUCAGAUCCUCCCUCUUAUUUGUUAUGCUUUAAAAGGCCAAACUGAUCCUAGAUCAGCACUCUUACUCUGAUACGCUUUCGAAUAUAAACCCAGUAUAGAUUGCAAACAGAUGGCCCUCUAGCCAUAAAGAAGGAGAAGAAAAAUAGAUGGAAGCUUUCAGGAAGAACAAUCUGCCUAAAUGACUCCUCUACAGUACUCCCCGAUCACUGGUGUAGACUUCCAUUGUUUAGUUAUAAAUCACAGAUCACAAGGUAGACCUGGAUAAUGUAGUGAAACAAAAUUAAAACCUCCUUUUUAAAUUUCAUAGCAACUUCGUUACUCAUCAUUCAUCAUAACAAGAGUUAUUAUGAUCUAAGAGAAUUCAGUAUAUGUAGAAGAGCUGUUUCUGUUACCCUAGCUACUGUAGGGCAGAUUAAUACUGCUCCCUCCCAGUCCCAGCAGUUGAUUGUAGUGGGGAGCAGAGCAGAUGCAGUGAUUAUGGUGCUAGGACUGAAACUACUGCUUUAUAGAUUGGAGAGGCUGGCCUGAUUUGGAAUUUAGUGAUGGAGUUUUUGGCCUCCAUUGUCUUUUCCUUUUCAAUGAUAAUGAGUUCUAGUUUGCUUGAGUAGGCCUAAAUGUUAGCAUAUUUUUCUCAGUCGGGGUGUAGUGUAGUUUAAGAUAGUGGUUCUCAACUGGUUUUGGGUCUGGACCCAAAUUGAACCAGGUUGUCUUAGUAAUAUUCACAUAUAAUUUUUUUAUAUGACAAGGGAACAACAUUUUUCAUUGUUAAUAAUUCCAUAUUGAUAAUAUUCUUGAUGGAAAAUGGUAAUAAGCUCACUUGUUUGAGACCACAAAAUCAACCAAAUCCACUAAAUAGCGCUGCUAAUAGCUCUAUAUUGAAAACACUGUGAUAAAUCAUUCAGAGAUUAAAUUAAAUUAUUUAAUCACUUUCUACCACAUUUUUAUUUAUUUUUUACUCAGAAAUCCGGGACCCAUUCAAAACCUCCAGACCCAAAUUUGGGCCGUGACCCACCAGUUGAGAAUCACUGGUUUAAGAAAUGCUGUAAAUGUUGUUGACCAAUAGCACUUAGGGGAUAAUUACUUUUAGAGUAAUGUAUUCGUUAAUGUUUUUUUAAUGAGGUUAUAUGCAUUUACCUUUUACCUGUUGGUUUAUGGUCUUGGAUCAACAAGGUCAAGGAGACUGUUGUGGUCAUGUAUAGGGCACCCUAGACAGUUAGGGGUUAAUGGUUCAUGGGUUUACAGGGUGAGUGCUGGGACCUGUUCAGGAGGGUGCAUCGUAACAGAACACCGUAAGCAUAAGUCCAUUUGAAUAGAGAUUAAUACCAUACACAUUUUCUAUAGAAACAUUACCUCUCAGAGAGCUCCACCCUAUUAUCCUGAGGUUCUCUCUGUCAGACAGACCUUUUCACCUACCUCGGUCUUUAUAAAGAGAAUGAGUCAUCAUAAACAUUAUCAACCUAUUUAUUAACAAUAGCUCAAUGUUCACUGUCUACAGGGCAAGGAAAACAGAGCUUGACAUGCUUUAGCACUAUCUAUUGAUGUCUGUGGUGGUGGUGGUGGUGAUGAUAUAGCAAUAUAUAUCUCAGCUGGCCCUUUGGAAAACCAGAUCUGAUCUGCAUUUUCAUUGGUCUAUUUAUUAUUUUAGCACAUUAAUACAUUCCAGGCCAAAGUCCCAAGGUGUGUUUGCUUAGGGACAUAUCUAAAUUUACUGGAGGGAGGGUGGUCCUAAAUAAGGGAGGGAUGUCAAACUUUAUUUUUAGCUUUGGGGAGGGUUCGGUGGGUUUUUUGGGACACAGGGGAGGGUAGUGCAUUUUUUCCAUGUUUUACAUUUGCUCUUCUGCUCGUAUUUUCCCUAUAAACAAUGUUUUUACUUACUUUUGAUAUUACCUUAAUAAAGUUUUGAAACGUUUGUGAAGGUUUGGUAUAGUGUGGCUAUUAUUAAGCUUUAGCUACUGCAGGUCUAUGAUAUGAAGGCAGUGCGCCCCGGCGCUCCAACUGACACCGACAGUUAAACUUGAGGUGAGGAAGACUGUUUCAGACCUACCAGAGUUACUCCUAUAAUCUAACAAUAUAAUACUUAUCUUUAUGCAACAUAUUUGGAUUGAAAAUUAACAGAUUACCCUCUUUUUGUACGUCUAUAUCUGUAUAGCAGAUGCAGUAGCCAUCUGACAUAAAGAAAUGCAUGUCGGUGUCGUAGCAUGCCACGGGCAUAUCUCUAUCUCUCUGGGGUUAUACCUAAGCUUCUCUUCCUUUAUUUAUAUAUUUAUAUAUAUAUAUAUAUAUAUUCAAAUAUGAAUGUCAUACAGUGGACACCUAAGCCUAUAGGCCUUUGCAUGCAAUACCCUGAUACAUUUAGUGCUAAAAUCUCUGACAGCUGAACCGUGAGGUGGACAAUUAUUCUGUUAUUAAAGUAGCCUAACCCCCCCCCCCCCCCCCCCCCCCAAAGAAUAGUCUAUAAAAUGUUUGCAUAUGCUACACAUCGAAACAUAAAGAAUAGUGUUUUUGUAAUUUGUUAUAGGCUGUUUUAAGGACAUGUAAUUGUGGCUCAUUUGGCCAACAUCCCUUGUUUAUUGAUGCGACAGUUUGGAUCUGAAUGCAUGUGGAUUUCCAUAAAACUUCUCAAAUGUCCGGUAAAUAAAAAUCUUCCCUGUCAUGUUGUCCAGUGCAAAUGUUCCUAAAGGAAACUCUGAAAUGGCAUAUUGUUUUUAAGAAGAUUUUAGAAUAUUCACAUGAAAAUCAGUAACCAAUUGGAUAUAAACCUAGCUAUAGACACCCUAAAGACUCUGGCAAGGGCGCUAGUCCAGUGUCACUUUGAUUAAGCCUGCACAUCAUGGUUCACCAUCAGCUCCAAAAAUCUAAAGAAUAAGCUACCAGCCAAUCAACCUUGUAAGAAUUGUACUUAAAGGCUUAAACAUCAUUCUUUAACCUUUUACUGCAGUGGGCUAAAUCAGGGUCACACAGAGUUCUUCUUGGUUGUCUUAAACAAAUCUACUUUGAAGCAAAAGUAUACACCUCACACACAUGGUAUGGGUUUAAAAAAAGAAGUCACCUGUACCAUGUCAGAUAUAGAGUUGAAAUGUAUUCAAUUUUGAGUUUCCAUCACAAUGUUACACUUUAUAUACAUCACAGAAGACUGAAAUAUAAAAAAGCAGUUUGAUGUAGAAACACCAGAAUUUCUGCGUAGUACAUAAAAUAAAAUAAAGUUGAUUAAUAAUGAAAUUAUGAAAAAUAAAACUGAUCCUAGAUCAGCACUCGUACUCUGAUACGCUUUUGAAUAUAAACCCAGUAUAGAUUGCAAACAGAUGGCCCUCUAGCCAUAAAGAAGGAGAAGAAAAAUAGAUGGAAGCUUUCAGGAAGAACAAUCUGCCUAAAUGACUCCUCUAGAGUACACCCCAAUCACUGGGGUAUACUUCCAUUGUUUAGUUAUAAAUCACAGAUCACAAGGUAGACCUGGAUAAUGUAGUGAAAUAAAAUAAAACAUUUCAUAGCAACUUCAUUACUCAUCAUAAUAACUCCUGUUAUGAUGAAUGAUCUAAGAGAAUUCAGUAUAUGCAGAAGAGCUGUUUCUGUUCCCUUAGCUACUUUAGGAGAAGGAAGUAUAAUUUUAGCAUGGGCAGAUUAAUACUGCUCCCUCCCAGUCUCAGCAGUUGAUUGUAGUGGGGAGCAGAGCAGAUGCAGUGAUUAUGGUGCUAGGACUGAAACUACUGCUUUAUAGAUUGGAGAGGCUGGCCUGAUUUGUAGCUUCUGUCAUGGAAUUUAGUGAUGGGGUUUUUGGCCCCCAUUGUCUUUCCCUUUUUAAUGAUAAUGAGUUCUAGUUUGCUUGAGUAGGCCUAAAUGUUAGCAUCUUUCUCUCAGUCGGGGUGUAGUGUAGUUUAAGACAGUGGUUCUCAACUGGUUUUAGGUCAGGACCCAAAUUGAACCAGGUUGUCUUAGUAAUAUUCACAUCUCAAUUUUCUUUUUGCCAAAAUACAAUCUGGAAAACUACUGUACUUUUUAUGCUAUGCUGGGAGUGAAUGGAGCAAUUAUAUGACAAGGGAACAACAUUUUUCAUUGUCCAUAAUUACAAAUGGAUCAUAUUCUUGAUGGAGAAUGGUAAUAAGCUCACUGGUUUGAGACCACAAAAUCUACCAAAUCCACUAAAUAGAGCUGAUAAUCUAUAUUGAAAAUAGUGUGAUUGAAGAAAAAUUAUUCAGAGAUGAAAUUAUGUAAUCACUUUCUACCACUUUCUACCUGGUUUUAGUUGUUUAGUCAUUCAGACUGGAGUAUUUUUCAUCAACAUUCUUUUUUAUUCAUACACCCAUUCAAAACCUCCCAUGACCCAAAUUUGGGCCACGACCCACCAGUUGAGAAUCACUGGUUUAAGACAUACCGUAAAUGUUGUUGACCAAUAGAGCUUAGGGGGUUAAUGACUUUUAGAGUGAUGUAUCACGUUUCAGGAGAAGACCCAGAUGCAGACAGUGUCGAAGUAACAAAAGUUUAUUACAAAAACAGGGGGCAGGCAAGCGAAAGGUCAAGGGCAGGCAGAGGUCAGUAAUACAGAUCAGAGUCCAAAAGGUACAGAACGGCAGGCAGUCUCAAGGUCAGGGCAGGCAGAGGUCAAUAAUCCAGGGUGGUGUGACAAGGUACAGAAUGUCAGGCAGGCUCAGGGUCAGGGUCAGGGCAGGCAGAAUGGUCAAAACCAGGAAAACUAGGAAACUUGAGAAAGACAGGAGCAAGGGGAAAACAGCUGGUCGGCUUGACAAAACAAAACAAACUGGCAACAGACAAACAGAGAACACAGGUAUAAAUACACUGGGGAUAAUGGGGAAGAUGGGCGACACCUAGAGGGGGGUGGAGACAAUCACAAAGACAGGUGAAACAGAUCAGGGUGUGACAAAUGUAUUCGUUAAUGGGUUUUUUAUGAGGUUAUAUGCAUUUACUGUACCUUUGUUGGUUUAUGUCUUGGAUCAACAAGGUCACGGAGCGUGUUGUAGUCAUGUAUAGGGCACCAUAGACAGUUAGGGGUUAAUGGUUCAUGGCUUUACAGGGUGAGUGCUUGGGCCUGUUCAGGAGGGUGCAACGUAACAGAACACUCAGAUAUAAAUAUAUUGUCUAGACUAGGCUCCCGAGAAGCACAGCGGUUUAAGGCACUGCAUCUCAGUGCUUGAGGCGUCACUACAGACCCCCUGGUUCGAUUCCAGGCUGUAUCACAACCGGCCGUGAUUGGGAGUCCCAUAGGGCAGCGCACAAUUGGCCCAGCGUCGUCCAGGUUUGGCCGGUGUAGGCCGUCAUUAUAAAUAAGAAUUUGUUCUUAACUGACUUGCCUAGUUAAAUAAAAGUUAAAUAAAGAAAUACAUAAAAAACUAGACCAGAGUAAUGUCAGCUCUAUAUUUGAUACAUUUCUGCUACAUUGUGAACCUUACCGCAUACACCCGUGGUUUCACGACCUGCUGUUUAUUCCCUCCAGGUGGUGAUCAUGGAGGUGGUGGGCCUGAAGUCUCUGGCUCCUAACAGGAUCGUGUACUGCACCAUGGAGGUGGAGGGAGGGGAGAAACUGCAGACAGACCAGGCUGAGGCCUCCAAGCCAACGUAAGAACCUUCUAUCUCUUUCUCUGCCAUAUAGAUACAUAUCAAAACUAUCUCUUCGGGUUCAACACCUUAAGUUGGUUCAGGUUCAUUGUGGUUACAGCCUUUCGUCAACCCUUCCUGAAUGUUAAAAGUGGUGAUGAUGAUGAUGAUGAUGAUGAAGGAAUUAUCAUGUGAAUGGGUGUUCGCAGACUGGAUCCUGAGUCUGUCUGCUGUUAUAAAGGAAGCAGUCUGUAAUGUUACAGUGUGUCUGUGAUGCCAGCCACUCUCCUGUGAUGUGAUGUUCAGCUCGUGAUUAUUAACUGUUUUAGAGACUCGUCCUCUUGCUCUCUCACUGAUUCAGGUGCCAUUUUAUAAUGAGAGGGAGAUGAGAGAAAAAUAGUAGAGAGAGAGAAGGGGGACAGAGGGAGAAAGAGGAGAGAGAUAGAUGAAGGACAGGCAUGAAAAUACAAAAUGACAGGAUGACAGACAAAGUGGUAGAGAAAAGGGGGAGAAAGAUGAGAGCGAAUGAGAUGGGGGAGAGAGGGGGGAGAGGCGGGGGAGAGAGAGGGGGAAGAGGCGGGGGAGAGAGAGGGGGGAGAGGCGGGGGAGAGAGGAGGAAAUAGAAGCUAGAGAGGUAGAGGGUAAAGAGAGGGAAAAAGAGAGAGGGUAAAGAGAGAGAGAUGGGGAGAUGGAGGUAGAGAGAUGGGGAGAUGGAAGUAGAGAGAUGGAAGUAGAGCGAAGGAGAGAUGGAGGUAGAGAGAUGGGGAGAGCAGUCUCUGUGUGUUGCCCUACUCCAGUGCAGCCAGGCGGGUAGAGUGAUUAGGACACGGCAUCUCAAUGGAGCAGGAGAGAGUCCCCCUCCAGCACUCCUGGAAAUGACAAGCAUCUCGUGCUGCUAGCUAGCUGUCUGCUUAUUCAUCGCAUACACCAUCACACACACAUACUGCACACAGGCACUGUGUGUACUCCUUGUACAGGAUGAGACGUGUCCUGACUGAUCUAGGAUCUGGUGUCAUUUAGUUGAUCCCUGAAUAUAAUACAGUAAUGCUCUCAUUCUUAUUGUAUAUAAUCAUACUAAAUAAAUGAUCAAUAUAGGUAGUAGAACUAAGGGGCCAAUGUGAAACAGUAACAUUCCAUUCACAUUCCCAUUGUGAGAUGAGACACCACUAUCUCCCCCUGGUGUUGUUGAGUGGGAAUGUCAGUGAGGCGGAGGAGGGAGACAUUUUCACUCACAGAUGCAGCUCAUAGCAGGAGGAGAAACGGCCAUGACAAAUAAAGUGUCAGCUGCUAUUCUCAGUCUGUCUCAUAACUGAGCAGUACAUAGCUUACACGGCCCCAGUUUAUUGUUUUUUACUUUUCCACUUUGGUUUUAAAGUGUUCUUUUUUAAUAACCACCUCUCACUCUUUCUGAGAGCGCAGAUAUCGACUUUUGGGAAAGAGGAUGAGAGAAAAAGAACCGCAGACAGACAGACAGACAGACAGACAGACAGACAGACAGACAGACAGACAGACAGACAGACAGAGAGAAAGAGAGAGAGAGAUAAACGGAAAAGAGGGAAGGCGAUUUUAGUGGAUCUUGUGCAAUACCUCUGGGCCAGGUAGAUGUUAAUUUAGGCUAGGAUUCAAUCAAAUGACCUGAGCACAGGGAUAGACUUUUAAAGGCAAUUCCAGAAUGUUGGCUGAUAUCACUUUUGCUGUAAAGUCUGCAAAUAUAAAAAAUAAAAUAAAUCACCUUCCAAAUUAAAUGACUGUGCACAGGUUGUAUGUCUGUGUUUGUUUGCAUCCUUGCCUAAAGCUACAGCCCUGUAGAUGUUGGACAUGCGUCCAUGUCUUGAGAGCUGUGUCAUGCAAUAAUGUAGGGAAGGUUACAUGCUUCUUAAGUGUGUGUGUGUGUGUUGUGUUUCAGCUGGGGGACCCAGGGAGACUUCACCACCACACACCCCCUCCCUGCCGUCAAGGUGAAACUGUUUACAGAAAGCACUGGAGUGCUGGCCCUGGAGGAUAAAGAGCUGGGCAGGGUAACACUCUCUCUCUCUCUCUCUCUCUCUCUCUCUCUCUCUCUCUCUCUCUCUCUCUCUCUCUCUCUCUCUCUCUCUCUCUCUCUCUCUCUCUCUCUCUCUCUCUCUCUCUCUCUCUCUCUCUCUCUCUCUCUCUCUCUCUACACUAAGGUUGGAGUCAUUAAAACUAGUUUUUCAACCACUGAUUUGGCUGAUUUCUUUUGAUUUUCCCAUGAUGUCAAGAAAAGAGGCACUGAGUUUGAAGGUAGGCCUUGAAAUACAUCCACAGGUACACCUCAAAUUGACUCAAAUGAUGUCAAUUAGCCUAUCAGAAGCUUCUAAAGCCAUGACAUCAUUUUCUGGAAUUUUCCAAGCUGUUUAAAGGCACAGUCAACUUAGUAUAUGUAAACUUCUGACCAACUGGAAUUGUGAUACAAUGAAUUAUAAGUGAAAUAAUCUGUCUGUAAACAAUUGUUGGAAAAAUUACUUGUGUCAUGCACAAAGUAGAUGUCCUAACCGACUUGCCAAAACUAUAGUUUGUUAACAAUAAAUGUGUGGAGUGGUUGAAAAACGAGUUUUAAUGACUCCAACCUAAGUGUUUGUAAACUUCCGACUUCAACUGUAACCCCGGGUCUUCCAUUCCUGUGGCGGUCCUCAUGAGAGCCAGUUUCAUCAUAGCGCUUGAUGGUUUUUGCGACUGCACUUGAAGAAGCUUUAAAAGUUCUUGAAAUGUUCCGUAUUGACUGACCUUAAAGUAAUGAUGGACUGUCAUUUCUCUUUGCUUAUUUGAGCUGUUCUUGCCAUAAUAUGGACUUGUACUGUAUAUAUCUUGUUUGUAUUGUUUUAAACCUUUGCAUUUUAGGCCAAUACAUUUCUCCUGGUUGUUGAACUAGAAGCCCAGGUUGCCCCAGCCAUCCAUACACUGAGCUGUGAUGUCACUUAGUACACAGUUUUGCUGGAUUCCACAUCGACCCCUAGCCCCAACUCCCUAGGGCUCAGGUGCAUCCUGUUUCCAUUGAUAAUCCUUGAGAUGUUUCUACAACUUGAUUGGAGUCCAUCUGUGGUAAAUUCAAUUGAUUGAACAUGAUUUGGAAAGGUAGUUGACAGUGCAUGUCAGAGCAAAAACCAAGCCAUGAGGUCGAAGUAAUUAUCCGUAGAGCUCCGAGACAGGAUUGUGUUGAGGCACAGAUCUGGGGAAGGGUACCAAAACAUUUCUGCAGCAUUGAAGGUCCACAAGAACACAGUGGCCUCCAUCAGUCUUAAAUAGAAUACGUUUAUAACCACCAAGACUCUUCCUAGAGGUGGCCGCACUGCCAAACUGAGCAAUCGGGGGAGAUUGGCCUUGGUCAGGGAGGUGACCAAGAACCCAAUGAUCACUCUGACAGAGCUCCAGAGUAUCCUCUGUGAUAUGGGAGAGCCUUUCAGAAGGACAACCAUCAGGCCUUUACUCCACCAAUCAGGCCUUUAUGGUAGUGGCCAGAUGGAAGCCACUCUUCAGUAAAAGGCACAUGACAGCUCGCUUGGAGUUUGCCAGAAGGCACCUAAAGGACUCUCAGACCAUGAGAAACAAGAUUCUAUGGUCUGAUGAAACCAAGAUUGAACUCUUUGGCCUGAAUGCCAAGCAUCACAUCUGGAGGAAACAUGGUACCAUCCCUACGGUGAAGCAUGGUGGUGGCAGCAUCAUGCUGCAGGGAUGUUUUCAGGGACUGGGAGACUAGUCAGGAUCGAGGGAAAGAUGAUCAGAGAAAAAUACAGGGAGAUCUUGAUGAAUACCGCUCCAGAGCGUUCAGGACAUCAGACUGGGGCGAAGGUUCACCUUCCAACAGGACAACGACCCUAAGCACACAUCAAAGACAACGCAGGAGUGGCUUCGGGACAAGUCUCUGAAUGUCCUUGAGUGGCCCAGCCAGAGCCUGAACUUGAACCCGAUCAAACAUCUCUGGAGAGACCUGAAAAUAGCUGUGCAGCGAUGCUCCACAUCCAACCUGACAGAGCUUGAGAGGAUCUGCAGAGAAGAAUGGGAGAAACUCCCCAAAUACAGGUGUGCCAAGCUUGUAGCUUCAUACCCAAGAAGACUCAAGGCUUUAGUUGCUGCCAAAGGUGCUUAAAAAAAUUACUGAGUAAAGGGUCUGAAUACUUAUGUAAAUGUCAUAUUUCAGUUUUUAAUUUUUAAUAACUUUGCAAAAAAAUCUAACAAAACAGUUUUUGCAUUGUCAUUAUGGGGUAUUGUGUGUAAAUUGAUGAGGGGGAAAAACUAUUUAAUCUAUUUCAGAAUAAGGCUGUAAAGUAUCACAAUUUUGAAAAAGUCAAGGGGUGUGAAUACUUUCCGAAUGCACUGUAUGACAGGAACAUGGCGGUAGGUAGCCUAGCGGUUAAGAGUGUUGGGCCAGUAACUGAAAGGUCACUGGUUCGAAUCCCCAAGCCGACUAGGUAAAAAGCCUGCGGAUGUGCCCUUGAGCAAGGCACUUAACUCUAAUUGCUCAUGAAAGUCGCUCUCGGUAAGAGCGUCUGCUAAAUUACUAAAAUGUAAGUCAUGCAGAGAUGUCUUAAUCAUCUGCUUUGCUGGGCUCUCCUAUCCUCUAGUGCAGAGAGAGAGCCAUCGAUCGUCCUGGGACAGUGUGCCGGACAGCCUUAGCUAGGCUGCCCACUGGUCACGGACGUCAGUUCAACAUCUAGUCUUCAUUUAUAUUUGGUUGAGUUGUCAACUAACGUGAAAUCAACAAAACAAUUUGCCAUGUCAUUGGAUUUAGUUUAAAAGUUGGAUUUAAAAAAAGGUAAAAUUCCAUUACGAUGACUUUUUGCAAAUUCAGUCCGUUUUCCACAUUGAUUUAAGGUCAUCACAUUGAUUUUUGUUGUUGAAAUGAUGUGGAAAAAACAUUGAUUCAACCAGUUUUAGCCCAGUGGGAGCGACCUUGGCUGUGACAGGGGCUCUUUGAUCUCCUGCUGCAGGGGCAGAGAGGCAGUCAGGCAGGCAGUCAGUCAGCUGCUGGGAUUCUCUCUCCUUUGGGGCUGCUGGCUUUUUCUCUCCUUUGAUAUGGCAACACAGCUACACAGAUAGGCUGAGCCACCGGCUCAAACGUGACACGCAGCACAUGCACACUGGGGCCUGGGCUGCCAGAGCACGAUUUAAUGGAAACUCUUCUAAAUUAAUUGAGUGUUCAGAAUCCUUGAGAAUGCUGACUCGUGGUGCUAAAUACUGACUGACUGACUGACUGACUGGAUGGAUGGAGGGAUGGAUACAGACCAGAGAUCUCUCCAAUAAACCUUGUGGAUAUGCACAUUAUGUGUUGCUUACACAUGUACAAUAUAUACAUAUCUCUCAGAGGUGGUUACGUUGUUACAUCUCAACUGUAGUAUCCAGCACAGUUUUGCUUCCUCUUGGCCAGGGCUUCCUUAAAUAAUAUAUGUAUAUCUCAAUGGGACUCACAUGGUUAAAGCCCCCAUGGAGUCUUUCAAUAUAACUUUUUUUUUAUCAUCACUGUAUGUCUAAUAAAUCCCUGUUUGUGUUUAUUUCAUGAAAAUAAUUCCAAAUAUAUUUUCUAUCAUUAUUUUCCCUGAGCCUCCUUUUGCCAUUGAAAUGCUCAGUCUGAUCGUGUAGGCGUGUUAAUGCAAAUUUAAAUAUACACUAUACAGUGCAUUCAGAAAGUAUUCAGACCCCUUCCCUUUGUCCACAUUUUGUUACAUUACAGCCUUAUUCUAAAAUGGAUUAAAUACAUUUGAUUCCUCAUCAACCUACACACAAUACCCCAUAAUGACAAAGUGAAAACACGUUUUUAGAAAUGUUUGCUAAUUUCAUAUUUAAAUAAAGUAUAAAUACCUUAUUUACAUACGUAUUCAGAUCCUUUGCUAUGAGACUCGAAAUUGAGCUCAGGUGCAUCCUGUUUCCACUGAUCAUCCUUGAGAUGUUUCUGCUACUUGAUUGGAAUCCACCUGUGGUAAAUUCAAUUGAUUGGACAUGAUUUGGAAAGGCACACACCUGUCUAUAUAAGGUCCAACAGUUGACAGUGCAUGUCAGAGCAAAAACCAAGCCAUGAGGUCGAAGGAAUUGUCCGUAAAGAUCUGAGACAUGAUUGUGUCGAGGCACAGAUUUGGGGAAGGGUACAACAUAUUUUUUUGCAGCAUUCAAGGUCCCCAAGAACACAAUGGCCUCCCGAUGGUCACUCUGACAGAGCUCCAGAGUUCCUCUGUGGAGUUGGGAGAAACUUCCAGAAGGACAACCAUCUCUGCAGCACUCCACCAAUCAGACCUUUAUGGUAGAGUGGCCAGAUGGAAGCCACUCCUCAGUAAAAGGCACAUGACAGCCCGCUUGGAGCUUGCCAAAAGGCACCUAAAGAACUCCCAGACCAUGAGAAACAAGAUUCUCUGGUCUGAUGAAACCAAGAUUGAACUCUUUGGCCUGAAUGCCAAGCAUCACAUCUGGAGGAAACCUGGCAGCAUCCCUACGGUGAAGCAUGGUGGUGUCAGCAUCAGGCUGUGGGGAUGUUUUUCAGUGGCAGGGACUGGGAGAGGGAAAGAUGAACGGAGCAAAGUACAGAGAGAUCCUUGAUGAAAACCUGCUCCAGAGCGGACCUCAAGAUUCCUCAAGGUUCAUCUUCCAACAGGACAAUAACCCUGCGCACACAGCCAAGACACAGCCAAGACAACGCAGGAGUGACUUCAGGACAAGUCUCUGAAUGUCCUUGAGUGGCCCAGCCAGAGUCUGGACUUUAACCCAAUUUAACAUCUCUGGAAAGACCUGAAAAUAGCUGUGCAGCGACGCUCCCCAUCCAACCUGACAGAGCUUGAGAGGAACUGCAGAGAUACCCAAGAAGACUCAAGGCUCUAAUCGCUGCCAAAGGUGCUUCAACAAAGUACUGAGUAAAGGGUCUGAAUACUAACGUAAAUGUGAUAUUUCAGUUUUUUAUUUUUAAUGCAUUUGCAAAAUUUUAUAAAACCUGUUUUUGCUUUGUCAGUAUGGGGUUUUGUGUGUAGAUUGAUGAGGUGAAAAAAACUAUUUAAUCAAUUUUAGAAUAAGGCUGUAACGUAACAAAAUGUGGAAAAAGUCAAGGGGUCUGAAUACUUUCCGAAUGCAUACAGAAGUAUGUGGACACCCCUUCAAAUUAAUGGAUUUGGCUAUUUCGGGCACACCCGUUGUUGAAAGGUGAAAAAAAUUGACCACACAAACAUUGGCAGUAGAAUGACUACUGAAUACCUCAGUGACUUUCAAUGUGGGACCGUCAUAGGAUGCCACCUUCACAACAAGUCAGUUCGUCAAAUUUCUGCCCUGCUAAAGCUGCCCCGGUCAACUGUAAGUGCUGUUAUUGUGAAGUGGAAAUGUCUAGGAACAACAAUGGCUCAGCCGCGAAGUGGUAGGCCACACAAGCUCACAGAAUGGGACCGCCGAGUGCUGAUGUGCGUAGCGUGUAAAAAUCGAUGCAACACUCACUACCAAGUUCCAAGCUGCAUAUGGAAGCAACGUCAGCACAAUAACUGUUCGUCGGGAGCUUCAUGAAAUGGGUUUCCAUGGCCGAGCAGCCGCACAUAAGCCUAAGAUCACCAUGCACAAUGCCAAGCGUAGGCUGGAGUGGUGUAACCUCGCCGCCAUUGGACUUUGGAGCAGUGGAAACGCGUUCUCUGGAGUGAUGAAUCACGCUUCACCAUCUGGCAGUCCGACGGAUGCCAGGAGAACAUUUGGUGGAGGAGUAAUAAUGGUCUGGGGCUGUUUUUCAUGGUUUGGGCUAGGCCAAUUAGUUCCAUUGAAGGGAAAUCUUAACGCUACAGCAUACAAUGACAUUCUAGAUGAUUCUGUGCUUCCAACAAUUUGGGGAAGGACCUUUCCUGUUUCAGCAUGACAAUGCCCCCGUGCACAAAGCGAGGGCCAUACAGAAAUGGUUUGUCGACAUCAGUGUGGAAGAAAUUGACUGGCCUGCCCAGAGACCUGACCUCAACCCCAUCGAACACCUUUGGGAUGAAUUGGAACGCCGACCGCGAGCCAGGCCUACUCGCCCAACAUCUGUGCUCGAUCUCACUAAUGAUCUUGUGGCUGAAUGGAAUCAAGUCCCUGUAGCAAUGUUCCAACAUCUAGUGGAAAGCCUUCCCAGAAGAGUGGAGGCUGUUAUAGCAGCAAAGGGGGGACCAACUCCAUAUAUAUCCCACCUGAACAGGCUGAAAUGACAGUUAUUAUUAUUAUUAUUAUUAUUAUUAUUAAUAUUAUUUCAAUUUUUUUGUUGAUCUUUUUGAAAUUAGAUUUCUCCCCCCCAAAAAAUGGAAUAUUGUCCUAUACAAGUGGCUGUACUCUUUUUAUUUAUUUAUUUUUUAUUUAUUUUUUUGGCGACCCCACUGCAGUUCCCCUGGGUCACGACCCUCAUUUUAAAUACCACUGUCAUAGUUUGUAAAUACCACACAAAAAAACGUGAAAAUCUAGUUUUUGACUGCAUUGCCCCUUUAAAAAAUAAAGGAUAAAAAAAUGUAAUUGUGUAGUCAUCAUCAGAUUUCUUAAUAUCUUAAUCUCUCUCUUAAUCUUAAUUUGUCUAAUACUUUUCUCCUCUAGGUGGUCCUCCACCCGACCCCUAACAGCCCCAAGGCAUCAGAGCUCCAUAAGAUGGCCCUCACCAAGGCCUGCCCCGACCAGAACCUUCAGAUCAAACUGGCCAUCCGCAUGGACAAACCGCAGAACAUGAAGCAUUCUGGGUAAGCAUGGACAAGCCGCAGGACAUGACGCAUUCUGGGUAAGCAUGCACAGACCACAGAACAUGAAGAAUUCUGGGUAUGAAUGGACAAGCUGCAAAAAAUGAAUUCUGGGUAAGCAUGGACAAACCGCAGAACAUGAAGCAUUUUGGGUAUGCAUGGACAAGCUGUAAAACAUGAAUAAUUCUGGUUAAGCAUGGACAAGCCGCAGAACAUGAAGCAUUCUGGGCAAGCAAGGAAAACUGCCAUGCAGGUCUUCCUUAGGAAAGAGGUCUUCUGAUCCCAAUGGGACCUGGUAUAAAAAUAAAUAAAGUCUGCUACUUUAAUGCUCAACAUUCUCAUGAGACCAGAGGAGCAGAGGAGGAUCUCCAGCGAGGGUUUUCUUUUGGGAUUUAUUUGUACCUUUUCAUCCAUUUCUACAACUCCUCCGGCCUCCUCCUUGGUUCCUUCCUGGCCUAAUUUCUAGCUAUAGUGCAUUGUAUUGUUCUACCCCCUCUGGUGGUACUACUGGCUUUGUUUUACAUUUAGAGAGCAACAAAGACACUAGCUUCCAGGCCAACGUGACUCAUUCUCACUGCGCCAACCCAGGGUCAUCCACUCUGCAUAAAACAUCAAAACAUUUACAACAUCAUCAUAUUAUGAACAGUGAUUAGGUCAGCCUCUCUUUUCUUUGUAGUAGGGGAUACACUCCUUGCUAUGAAUGUAGUGUGGGCUAAACCUUCUGAUUCUGUUGCUGUUGUUACAACACAGGAAACAACAAUAGCCAAUUGUCAUACCAUUACCAUGUAAUCAUUACAUUGCCAUGUAGCAAUUGUUAAACAUUUUUUUCUGGCAGGUAUUUGUGGGCUUUUGGGAAAAACGUCUGGAAGCGCUGGAAGAAGCGUUUCUUCGUCCUGGUGCAGGUUGGUACAUCAUCAGCCUCUGAAAUAUCAGGUCUUUGGUCUGGUCAAAUGAAAGGUCAUUCAAAUGAUUACAUCACCAAAACAACCAAUAACAUACAGUUGUGGUCAAAUGUAUUGGCACCCUUGCACUUUACAAUGGAGUGAAAAUGGAGUAGAAUGCUCUAUUUUCUCUUUUCAAAACUUGUUGAAUGGCUAUGUUUACCCUGUAGGCAACUACAACUUGCCACAAGUGAGAUAAAUUACACAGUAAAUGAGAAUCACCUGCCUCCAACCAAAUGAAUUUGAAUUCUGAAUAAUUUAGUCCAGGCCAUUUUUUUAUUGGUCCUGUGCAGUUGUAAAUCAAACAAAUACAACACGUGUGAACACCAAAGGUUUUUUCAAUUUCAACUUAUUUUAGCAGAAAUAGUGAAUCGUGACUGUAACUGUAUCUGCCUAAAGGGGUCGUUUUCACACACAAAGAUAAUCACUUUUUAAUCGCCUUCUUACCUCGAAAGAAGCUCGAUAAAUCACAGCAAUUCACCAUGUUCCUGAGCAGAUGAAGUGUAUGACGUGUCUGUCCUCUCUGUUGUAGGUGAGCCAGUACACCUUUGCCAUGUGCAGCUACAGAGAGAAGAAGUCUGAGCCACAGGAGCUGCUACAGCUGGAUGGCUACACUGUGGACUACACUGACCCCCAGCCAGGUACAUAUAUACACACAUGCACGCACACAUGCACGCAAUCACAGAUGGAUGCACGCACACACACACACACACACACACAAAUGCACGCACACACACAACCUGUCCCUAAACCCUCCUCUCUGUCUCUAGGUUUGGAUGGCGGCAGGGCGUUCUUCAAUGCGGUGAAGGAGGGCGACACUGUGAUCUUUGCCAGUGAUGACGAGCAGGACCGCAUCCUGUGGGUCCAGGCCAUGUACCGGGCCACCGGUCAGUCCCACAAGCCUGUGCCCCCCACCCAGGUCCAGAAACUAAACUCCAAGGGGGGCGCCGCCGCUCAGAUGGAUGCGCCCAUCUCCCAGUUCUGUAAGUAAACCAAUACACAACCUCAGCAUCAGGCAGUUUCAGGUUUCAUCCCCACAAUCCAGUGACAGCUCUCACCCAUAACGUUUCACUACGCCAUGCGUCUCUCCCCACGCCAUACUGCAGCCACAUACUUAAACACGUUGCUCUGUAGAACUAAAGUUAACACACACGCACACACUUCCCUCUCUUUGCUGUUUCACACAGAGUACUCAGCAUCUUUUGGGCCUCCACUCAUCGUCACCAACCAGUCACACAUGACGUGUUUAAAGGUGCAACUUCAUAUGACUCUUCCCCCAUCGGUCUGCCCUGUCUCUCUCUAAACAUCAACCAAGCUGACAAACUAAAGAGAAAGACUGAAUGACGGCCAUUGACGUAGAAUCUAGAUUAAACCACUAAGAAGAUGAUUUGGUCAUGAAACAUCAAGCUUAGCACCUUUUAGCCUUUUGAAUCCUUUUGAAACCUUUUGAAUCUUUUGAGAAUGUUUUGAGUUAACAGUGGUACUUAAGUGUUGUUUUUGUGACACUGCUAAGGUGUCAGGGAGUAUUGCCUAAACACCCCCAGACCCCAGCAUGUUGUAUGGUGGAAAACAACAGCUGUAACAGAGAGUGAUGACUUUCUGAGUCCCCGCUCAGCCCGGCCCUGUCUCAGUCCAGCCACUGCUCAGUCAGCCUUCUCUGUAGUGUUAACUGCUUCUCAACUUGCCACUCUACUUGUACCUUUAAGCAGCCUACCUACCCCCACUGGUCAUAUACUGUACAGUAGCAAAGUGAAGGUAAGACUGUCUCUAGUAAUGUGGCUUCUGCAACACGUACCUACCUACUUCCUGUUGUAACCAUCUCUUCUGUGUCCCCUGCCCCUUAUUUAAAACCUCACUUUGAAUCACAGUUUAACAAUGAAAUAGGACAAAAGGAUUUUAAGCUAACAUGAUAUGCAUGCAUCGUAAUACACUUAGAUUUUUUUUACACUUCGUAAACACACUGAAACCUGAACAGGUUGAACUUGGGGAAUUAGUACCCUUUAGUAGCCAGCUCAUUCUGUUAUUUUACAACACUAAAGAACUAGCCUGGUAAAACCAGACUGAAUGCUGUGCUCACCAUUGUUUCAAUAAGGUGAGUGCAUCAUUCAGUCUGGUUAACCAGGCUACUAAAGAACACUCCACAGUAAUAGAUCCUGCUAUUCAAAAACGAACACGAUAACUUAUUUUGGUGGGCAUCCUUCCUUCAACUCCUUUAGUUAUUUUAAGGAUUAUUCUAAUGUCCAAACCGUUUGGUUAGAAUUAAUGGGUUGUAGAAAAUAUAUGUUUUUAAUUAAUUACACUCUAGUUUUCAUCCGUUUCUAUAAACAUAAUCUAUAGACAAAAAUUCCCUGUGGUCUCUCCAUUGGUGUCUUUGUUGAAUAUGUGAUCGUUCUUCUGGUUAUUUGGUUACCUCCACUAUAUAAGACCAGCCAUUCUGAUGCCAUUCAAUGCCCCCUCACAGUGGCACAGACCUCCUCCCUCUACCCCCCUCCUCUCUGAAACACUGUGCCACACCAAACGUACAUGUUUCACCCCACCCUGGUGGUCUUGAAUGGCACAGGGGCCAUAACAUACACCACACCACCCUGUUAUUCGCCUCUCUCUCUCUCUAUCUCUCUCUAUCUAUCUCAGUCUUUGUCUCUCUCUCUCCCAUCAAAGCUCUGCUGCAGAUAUUUUAUCUAGAUGCUAUGAAGGUUCCGGAGCACUGAUUUGGAAAGAUAGGAGAGUACAGUACUUACCAGAGAAGUUAUGAGUGUCACUGCUCAUUACCAGACAGCAUCACUUUGCUUUAAGUGGACUCCGAUAUUCAUAUCCACAUAAUAAUACAAUAUUCUGAUAAAAUGACAUUAGGUGGAUAUGUCAGGUGAAUUCCAAUGGAGUUAUCUAUUUAGAUUAUGUUAUUACUGUUCAUCUAUUUUUCCUCUAAACAUUAUCUUGUAAGCUGUCCAGUGCCUUCAUAGAUUCAGAAGAGGACACUGGCAUCAUUUACACAUAAUAAUAAUAGUAGAACUAGAAGUUGUUGUUUGACUGCUGGAUGGUCCAGUCCUCCUCUAGUAUAAACUGGAGAAAGCAAAGUGAAGCUAUCAUAUUGUGAUGGUAAUGUAUAAUGUAUGUUAGAAUAAGAUACAGAUGUAGGAUCUUAAUUUGAUCACCCUGUUGCAGGAUAACCUCCCUGUAAUGCAGGACAUUUACCACUUGUAUACAGUGUGUUUGAGGUUUAAAAAGGCUUGUCAAUUCCACUUUGAAAUUUCAGACUUGAUUUUGCCUUACGAAAAAUGUAAAAACGACUACGGAAAAUAAUUAUAAUCCACAUAAUAAUUCACAUUUCCUGUUGCUGCAGGAUUAAUUUCCUGCUAUAGAAAACUGGCUCAAAUUAAGAUCCUACAUCUGUACUAUAACUAGAUCAGAAUCCAGACUAAAUCAACCGCAGCAGAGUGAUGAUAACCCUUCUCUCUAACGCUUUCUCUCUCUUUUUUUUUCUGUCAUGCUCUCACUGGCCCUCUCUUUCCUUCUCUGUCUCUUGAUCUUCUCUCUUUCACUCUACAUGUCUCUCUCUCCCUCUCUCUCUCUCUCGCUCUCCAGCUCACAUAUCCACACAUGCUCAGCACACCACCACCGCCCACACACCACUCUCUCUCUCUCUCUCUCUCUCUCUCUCUCUCUCUCUCUCUCUCUCUCUCUCUCUCUCUCUCUCUCUCUCUCUCUCUCUCUCUCUCUCUCUCUCUCUCUCUCUCUCUCUCUCUCUCUCUCUCAUUUUGGUACAGGUUGUUGUUUUUUGAGUUGUGUUUUUCUUACUCAUGCUUUGCUUGUUACCCUUCUUUAGUAUUGCAACUGCUAGGUCAGGGACUCUCGUGUUUGCUCUCCUCCAGCCUUGUUGCUAGUCUUUAUGUUAUUCUGGUUUGUCCCUUCUUACCCCGCUGUCUUCUAGCUGGACUUAAGGGUAAGUGCUUCCCUAUAGCUGGCACAGAUCAGAUAAUCCCCAACGAUUAUCUGACAAAUGCAACGUGCUUUCUCUCCUCUUUCCCUAUCCUCCUCCUCUUAAGUACCCUCACUUCAUGUCUUUAGACAGUAGAAAACGUAUUUUUAUGUUUGAUUUCUCCUCAAUCUGAGAUUUGAAGUAGCUAUAAGCUUCCAUUCUUGACGGUUUAGGAUGCAUGUAUUUGAUUCUUAGACUUAUCAUUUGGUUGUAGUUUAUAUUAUGGUUAUUAUUAUGUUUUUUUGUUGCAUAAUUGCCUUCUCUCCUUAAUCUUAUUGGUGUCCAAGGACCCCUCAGAGUAAAGCAGAGAGAUGGCCCAAUGUGACAUGAUGCCAUCAGAAAAUAAAAUACACUAAAUGACUGCUUUAGGCAAUCUAGUUGUGAAUCCAUCAGCAGUUAUGGAAAUUCAAUUUUAGAGCGCAGUAGUGGACAGUCAAUUUUUUCCCCCUAAGGGAACUUCAGGGCUUGUAAUCAAGCUUGUUUUGUUUUAGAAAGUCCUACAAUUCUUUACAUCACUAACAAAUGAUUGAACAUUUCCAUAUUGUUCAAUACAUUUUUCAGAGUAGAGCAGUUAGAAAGCUGUGACAUGUUGAACAUUUUGGUUGUGAUUAGUUUGGACCCUUUUAGCAGGGUAACAUGGGUCAUGCUUUACUUCCGAGGGCUCAAUUCAUAGCCGUGGGAAGUAGGGGUGCUGAGGGUGCUACAGCACCCCCUGAUAAAUCCCCCAAAAAAUGAGUGGAGAAAAAUACUCCUCAGCGGCCAUGGCUCAAUUGCUUUUGGUUCUUUUCUUUUGUCCUCUGUUCACGAGAGUUGGCAAAUAUGUACGUGGAGUAUUCUGAAUGCAGAUGACAAGGAGUAGCCAAUGGCACCGCUCCUUACCAUACAAUACUCUGGAAGAACCCUCUUACUAGAUGGGCCUGUAGACAGCAGCUUGCCCCCCAUAGUAGCACCUCUAGGAGGGAACAGAUCUCAUUUUGGUUUAUUUUGAUUGCCCUUUGAUUGCCUGAAUAGGGGAACACCUUUGUCAUGUGCCUAUUAUUGCGUUGAUGGAAUUACAUAAUUUUUAUUUUUAUUUACCCCUUGCCAUCUCCCAGAGAAUGAUCUACAUGUAGUUUUGCCUCUGUUGGCUUCAUGCUAUAAACCCAUGUACUUGCACCAAAUUGUACUCCGGUAGUUGGUAUGCCUGUUAGUUGUGCUCUGUAGAGAUCAUGAAUACACUGCAACACACUCAAGUAUUGUCAACUUGCAAAUGGUAAGAGUAAAAGGAAUGCCCCAAAAAUUGAAUCCAAACUCUGAAAAUGGAUCUGCAGAUGCAUGACAUAAGAUUUUGAAACAUUUUUGAAAGCACAAUGAAAAGUCACACUGUUCUACAGCAUGUGAUAGUAUUAUGUUUGUCAUUGAGCAUUUAUGAAUUACUGUAUAUUCAUUAUGGAAAAACAAUCCAAUCUUUUUAACCAAUCUUCUUGCCUUUAGAUGAUGACGUCAUCAUCGACAAGAACUCACAAAAUAUGAUAGCCCCCAUAGUCCAUUCAGUCUGUUAUUCCAAAAUCAACCUCCAUUUCCUCAUUUAAAACAAACAGAAGAGAUAUUCCCCACUCCCUUCUUCCCGCCCACCUUCAAGCACUUUCUAUCACACAUCAUGCACCUCACUCUGCCCUAUCACAAACUUUCUCUCACCCCAACCCUUCCCCACUGCCCCCGUAACUAUCCCACCCCUUCCGUUAUCGCUUUCUUCCCCACUUUCCUGGCACAGUCUGUAUCUCCCUCGUCUAUUUAUCUCUCUCUGUCUCAGUCGCUUUCUCAGUCCCCUUCUCUCUCUUUCUCUGUGUUCACCCUCUGUUUCCCUUUUCAUCCCAUUCUCACACCCUCACUUUUGAACUCUAUCUCCCCCUACAAUUUCAAUUUUUCUAUCACACUUAUCAUUUCUUCCCUGUCUCACCCAUCUCUCACCUCUCUCUUCCCUGUGCUCACCCCUCUGUCUUAACCUUAGUUCACCCCUCUCUCCCUUUUAACUUGUGGUAGGGCCUUUUUUGUCAGUGCCUAGCAAAACCAGGGAUACAUAGUCUGUUGGUCUAGUCUACAAGUUGCUAUAGAUCAAAUUGAUCAGAAAUACAGUGUAGACAUUGUUCAUGUUGUAAAUGGCUAUUGUAGCUGCAAAUGGCAUAUUUUUUUAUGAAAUAUCUACAUAGGCGUACAGAGGCCCAUUAUCAGCAACCAUCAGUCCUGUGUUCCAAUGGCACGUUGUGUUUGCUAAUCCAAGUUUAUCAUUUUAAAAGGCUAAUUGAUCAUUAGAAAACCCUUUUGCAAUUAUGUUAGCACAGCUGAAAACUGUUGUGCUGAUUAAAGAAGCAAUACAUCUGGCCUUCUUGAGACUAGUUGAGUAUCUGGAGCAUCAGCAAUUGUGGGUUCGAUUACAGGAUCAAAAUGGCCAGAAACAAAUAACUUUCUUCUGAAACUCGUCAGUCUAUUCUUGUUCUGAGAAAUGAAGGCUAUUCCAUGUGAGAAAUUGCCAAGAAACUGAAGAUCUCGUACAACGCUGUGUACUGCUCCCUUCACAGAACAGCACAAACUGGCUCUAACCAGAAUAUAAAGAGGAGUGGGAGGCCCCACAACUGAGCAAGAGGACAAAUACAUUAGUGUCUAGUUUAUUGAAACAGGCGCCUCACAAGUCCUCAACUGGCAGCUUCAUUAAAUAGUACUCGCAAAACACCAGUCUCAACGUCAACAGUGAAGAGGCGACUCCGGGAUGCUGACCUUCUAGACAGAGUUGCAAAGAAAAAGUCAUAUCUCAGACUGCCCAUCUUAAUCUUUUCUUUUUAUUGGCCAGUCUGAGAUAUGGUUUUUCUUUGCAACUCUGCCUAGAAGGUCAGCAUGCCGGAGUCGCCUCUUCACUGUUGACAUUGAGACUGGUGUUUUGCGGGAACUAUUAAUGAAGCUUCUACAGAUUCACAUCAGUAGCUCCUUAUUUCACAAUCCAGAUAAGCUCUAUUGACUCUGUCUGAUAUGAUGCAAGUUGACAAUGUAAAGCUGUAAGUGUUUAUAAUUUGCCCUAGCAGUAGCCUUAGCCAGACAGGCCCAGUGUUGUGUUGAGAUAGAGAGAUAUGCUGUACUAUUUCUCUGUGCCUUACUGACACCCUCUUCCUCUGAAUCCUGUCCUUUUCCCUGUGCUGGUUGGACACAGACGCAGACAGAGCUCAGAAACAUGGCAUGGAUGAGUUUAUCUCGGCUAACCCCUGUAGCUUCGACCACGCCUCCCUGUUCGAGAUCGUCCAGAGGCUCACGUUGGACCACAGGCUCAAUGACACCUUCUGCUGCCUGGUGAGUGGCAUUCUCCAAACCCACGGUACGGUGGAAUGAGAAUAAAUACAGUCCUGGGCACUAAAAAGGUAUUUUUUAUCAAAAUGCUGACAUUUCUUGGAACAAUGUAUACUGUUAAUAUGACUGAGGUCAUGGUUCAGUCAGGGAAAGGGGUUUGUUUGUGAUUGAGAUCAUGGUGCUAACCUCUUUAAAAUAGCUCUGAUGUGAUGUGUAGGGAUGGUUUAGCCCCGGCCAGGUGUUCUAAUCUAAACUGCUAAACCCCCUCUCUGAUAUAAUGUGUAGGGAUGGUUCAGCCCGGGCCAGGUGUUUGUCCUGGAUGAGUACUGUGCCAGGAAUGGCGUGCGGGGGUGUCACAGACACCUGGGUUACCUAGGGGACCUGCUGGAGAGGGCGGACAGAGGAGCCAUGAUCGACCCCACCCUGCUGCACUACAGUUUCGCUUUCUGCGCCUCCCAUGUCCAUGGUAACAGGUAAAAUCUACACCCGAUUGAACCCGGAUCUACUGCUCGCCAAUCCAAAGUCUUAACCAUUAGACCAAGAGGACAUCCUCAAGGUGCGAGGGCAACAUUUUGGACAAGUCAAUGUUCAUCACGAGGUAGCACUGGCAGUGCUAAAUCACCACCAUAGUCUAUCGCAAGAGAGACGGAAACAUUUCGUACCACAAAUAGACACUCAAAGGUCUUCAGAUGAAAUAUAAGGAAAGAAAAGCUGGCCAUAGUAAGAGGAGAAAAGGGUUAGUCAUCAAACACAGCAGAGCACUAUUGCUUUAUGAUUCCCAUUGUUAUGUCUUUGUUUGUCAUGAAUGUUUUGCAUGUUAUUUAUUAUGAUUUUAAUCAUGUACUUUGUUAUCAUGUCAUCAUUUUGUUCUAUUUUUUUAUUAAUCAGUUAUAUUUACCUUGGUUUCCACCGUAUUCCUCUUUUCUUUUCCCUCCUUGUCUUUUGUUGCUUUAUUCAGUCUCAUUAUGUCGAUAUUGCUCAUCCCCCAUGCAUCCCUAUAAAGUCAGAGAGGGCAGCAGUUACUGGGGGCCACUGAUGGGUUUUGAGGGCCCCUGGGCACCUAGCGGCGCCCAGACCCCAGAACCAGGGGCUGGCUCGAAACGGGGAAGCAAAAAAAUGAAGUUUAGGAAGAAAAGGGAUUCCAAAUUUCAGCUCGCCCAAGAGCCCAUCAGGUAAGAUAAUGUACGAUAAAAUGUACCUAUAUGUACAUAGCUACUUCAGUUACCUCGUACCCCUGCACAUCAACUCGGUACUGGUACUCCCUGUAUAUAGCCAUGUCAUUUGUACUCGUCAUUGUUAUUCGUUAUUCACUGUGUAUUUAUUUGUCGUGUAUUUUUUAUUAAAUGUUUUAUCUUGCAAGUAAGCAUUUCACUGUUAGUCUACACCUGUUGUUUACGAAGCAUGUGACAAAUACAAUUUGAUUUGAUGUUUGUCUGUGUAAGAAAUAAUAUUUAAAUUUGGUAAACAUGCUGAAGAAUGAUUCUGUUUCACUCACACAAGCAGCAGUAAAAUCAUGGAGAACUGAAAGAUGACACUGUUUAGGUGCAAAUUGUUGCAUUGUUCCUGUUUUGAUGGACUCUAACUGGCGGCUCUAAUACCGCAUGAUUCGCUGGGCUGAUGUUGUGUUUGUACUCCAUGAUGUCAUCCUCAGGCCUGACGGGCUGGGAACAGUGAAGGUGGAUGAAAAGGAGCGCUUUGAAGAAAUCAAAGAGCGAUUGCGUGUGAUCCUGGAACACCAGAUCACUAACUUCAGGUGAGUGCUGCUGCCGACUGGCCAUCCAUCCAUCUCUCCGGCCUCAUCAUAUACUAUUCCAUUGUUCUGUUCAUCAUUGUUCUGUUGUCAGCAGUGAUUUUUGUAUUUCAUUGUGAUUCAACUCGCUUCUCUCGUGUAGAUAUUGCUUCCCGUUCGGACGUCCAGAGGGAGCCUUGAAGGCCACGCUGUCUUUGCUGGAAAGGGUUAGUACAUUUAGAUGACUGCAAUCUUUUCUUUCUCAUUUUACAGAAACUUUUCAGUUCAUGAAUGAUUCAGAUCUCAUUGCUCAUAUAAGCUCAUAUAAAUGCUUGAAAAAGGACAUUGAAAAUGAAAACGAAACUGUAAUAAAGUGUAAUUCAGUGGAAAGACUCUAAGGAAGACUUGUCCUGUCCUGUUCCUCAUCCUCAGGUGCUGAUGAAGGACAUUGUGACUCCAGUCCCACAAGAGGAAGUGAAGGGAGUCAUCCGUAAAUGUCUGGAGCAGGCUGCUCAACUCAACUACGCAAAAUAUCACAGAAUAUGCCAAAAAUCGAAGGUAACUAGCCAUGAUUUACAUAUACGGACACACCUUCAAUAUGCAAUAGCAAUUACUAACUCUGUUGGUAAGUACUUGGUUGUUGUUGCUUUAAAACCUGUAACUGGUUGAUUUUCUUUAGAUGAUGGUAACUGUUUUAGUACUUUAGUGACUUUUCAGUCAUUCUGGGGCUUUCUAUGUGGAACAGGCGCGUCAAACAUUCUACUCUCUUUUGGAAGUGACUUGUCGUGACCACUUUGAUUCCAAUUUUAGCAUCCUACAGUGGGAUUCUUUUCAAGAUAAACCUGGACCAAAUUAACCUGGAGAAAACAAGCACUGAAGAAACAUACUGACAUCUCUUAUUUUUUUGCCACAUGAAUUCAAGAGAAGCAGCCUAUACAGUAUUUUUCCACUUGACAGAUUGGUUGUCACUUGUUUGUCACUCAGCCAAUUAACACUCCCCUUUGUUUCAGGCAGGCUGCUUUAGCUGUGGUGUUCUCUACUGUACUGUACUGUAGGUAAAGUUGGCUUUUUGUAGAGGUGUUGUGAGUAAAAAUGCAUUCAAAUCCAAAGUUUUGGAUUAAAGCCCUAUUGAUGUGCUGGCCUGGCCCCCAUGUAUCUGUACCUCGAUUCUAGCUGUAUCCUGGCCACUGGCAUGUGCUGAUUUAACAGUAUAGAUCUGGAAUAUAUAGUAUAUUAUAUCUACAGUAAAGAAAAAUAUGCACUAUAUAUACAAAAGUAUGUGGACACCCCUUCAAAUUAGUGGAUUCGGCUAUUUCAGCCACACCCUUGGCUGACAGGUGUAUAAAAUUGAGCACACAGCCAUGCAAUCUCCAUAAACAAACAUUGGCAGUAGAAUGGCCUUAAUGAAGAGCUCAGUGACUUUUAACGUAGCACCGUCAUAGGAUGCCACCUUUCCAACAAGUCAGUUCGUCAAAUUUCUGCCUUGCUAGAGCUGCCCCUGUCAACUGUAAGUGCUGUUAUUGUGAAGUGAAAACGUCUAGGAGCAACAACGGCUCAGCGGCGAAGUGGUAGGCCAAACAAGCUCACAGAACGGGACUACCGAGUGCUGAAGUGAGUAGCGGGUGAAAAUCGUCUGUCCUCGGUUGCAACACUCACUACCGAGUUCCAAACUGCCUCUGGAAGCAACAUCAGCACAAGAACUGUUCGUCGGGAGCUUCAUGAAAUGGGUUUGGCCGAGCAGCCGCACACAAGCCUAAGAUCACCAUGCGCAAUGCCAAGCAUCGGCUGUAGUGGUGUAAAGCUCACUGCCAUUGGGCUCUGGAGCAGUAGAAACGUGUUCUCUGGAAUCAUGAAUCUCACUUCACUAUCUGGCAGUCCGACGGACGAAUCUGGGUUUGGUGGAUGUCAGGAGAUUGCUACCUGCCCCAAUGCAUAGUGCCAACUGUAAAGUUUGGUGCAGGAGGAAUAAUGGUCUGGGGCUGUUUUUCAUGGUUCGGGCUAGGCUCCUUAGUUCCAGUGAAGGGAAAUCUUAACGCUACAGCAUACAUUGACAUUCUAGACGAUUCUGUGCUUCCAACUUUGUGGCAAAGGUUUGGAGAAGGCCAUUUCCUGUUUCAGGAUGACAAUGCCCCCGUGCACAAAGCGAGCCCAUACAUAAAUGGUUUGUCGAGACCGGUGUGGAAGAACUUGACUGCACAGAGCCCUGACCUCAACCUCAUCGAACACCUUUAGGAUGAAUUGGAAAGCCGACUGCGAGCCAGGCCUAAUCGACCAACACCAGUGCCCGACCUCACUAUUGCUCUUGUGACUGAACGGAAGCAAGUCCCCUGCAGCAGUGUUCCAACAUCUGGUGGAAAGCCUUCCCAGAAGAGUGGAGGCUGUUAUAGCAGUAAAGGGAGGACCAACUCCAUAUUAAUGUCCAUGAUUUUUGAAUGAGAUGUGUGACGAGCAGGUAUCCACAUACCUUUGGUCAUGUAGUGUAUAUAGUAGCUAGAAGCAGAUUUCCCCUGAACAAACCCCACUUCCUGAUCCACUACUCUUUUCUGACUGUAUCUUUACCCCUAGACUCCAGGGCCUCUAAUCUAAGAUUUAUCAUAUAAAUCUUACUCGUCCCCUCCUCUUCUCCUUCCUGGGGCCCCUUGUCCUACUCUCCCUCUCCUUUCCCCUCUUUUCUCUGUCUCUCUUUCCUUUUCUUUCCUCUUGUUCUUCCUGCAGACCAUUACCCUCCUCUCCCUGUUCCUCUGUCUGCUGUCCUCUUCCUCUCUCUCAUCUCAUUGGCUUCGACACAUUUAUCACCUCACAUUUCUGUGAUAAGUGGUUUUGAAGGCAAUGAAAAAUAAUGCUUGGAUUGGACACAGACAACUCAGCAUCUGUCACCUGCAUGUACUACAACACAUUAUGGAAAGGUUUUUCUUCAUAGGCAUGGACUAGCCAUUACAUAUCACCAUUUAGCUUUCAAUUAGAUAUACAGUACUCUGUUAUUGCUUGCACAACACCCUUUUGGUUUCCCUACAAUGUCAUAUGCAGUGCUUGCUUUGACAUGCAUGUCAACAGAUUGAUCCAAAACGUGUAGUCAUUAACUAGAAAGACAUACCUAGGGUGCCAAAGAUACUAAGGUGUUUAUCCCUUACUAUCUGGAAGAUAUACAGUGGGGAAAAAAAGUAUUUAGUCAGCCACCAAUUGUGCAAGUUCUCCCACUUAAAAAGAUGAGAGAGGCCUGUAAUUUUCAUCAUAGGUACACGUCAACUAUGACAGACAAAAAUAGAAAAAAAAAUCCAGAAAAUCACAUUGUAGGAUUUUUAAUGAAUUUAUUGGCAUAUGAUGGUGGAAAAUAAGUAUUUGGUCAAUAACAAAAGUUUUUCAAUACUUUGUUAUAUACCCUUUGUUGGCAAUGACACAGGUCAAACGUUUUCUGUAAGUCUUCACAAGGUUUUCACACACUGUUGCUGGUAUUUUGGCCCAUUCCUCCAUGCAGAUCUCCUCUAGAGCAGUGAUGUUUUGGGGCUGUCGCUGGGCAACACAGACUUUCAACUCCCUCCAAAUAUUUUCUAUGGGGUUGAGAUCUGGAGACUGGCUAGGCCACUCCAGGAUCUUGAAAUGCUUCUUACGAAGCCACUCCUUCGUUGCCAGGGCGGUGUGUUUGGGAUCAUUGUCAUGCUGAAAGACCCAGCCACGUUUCAUCUUCAAUGCCCUUGCUGAUGGAAGGAGGUUUUCACUCAAAAUCUCACAAUACCUGGCCCCAUUCAUUCUUUCCUUUACACGGAUCAGUCGUCCUGGUCCCUUUGCAGAAAAACAGCCCCAAAGCAUGAUGUUUCCACCCCAAUGCUUCACAGUAGGGAUGGUGUUCUUUGGAUGCAACUCAGCAUUCUUUGUCCUCCAAACAUGACGAGUUGAGUUUUUACCAAAAAGUUAUAUUUUGGUUUCAUCUGACCAUAUGACAUUCUCCCAAUCCUCUUCUGGAUCAUCCAAAUGCACUUCAGACGGGCCUGGACAUGUACUGGCUUAAGCAGGGGGACACGUCUGGCACUGCAGGAUUUGAGUCCCUGGCGGCGUAGUGUGUUACUGAUGGUUGGCUUUGUUACUUUGGUCCCAGCUCUCAGCAGGUCAUUCACUAGGUCCCCCCGUGUGGUUCUGGGAUUUUUGCUCACCGUUCUUGUGAUCAUUUUGACCCCACGGGGUGAGAUCUUGCAUGGAGCCCCAGAUCGAGGGAGAUUAUCAGUGGUCUUGUAUGUCUUCCAUUUCCUAAUAAUUGCUCCCACAGUUGAUUUCUUCAAACCAAGCUGCUUACCUGUUGCAGAUUCAGUCUUCCCAGCCUGGUGCAGGUCUACAAUUUUGUUUUUGGUGUCCUUUGACAGCUCUUUGGUCUUGGCCAUUGUGAAGUUUGGAGUGUGACUGUUUGAGGUUGUGGACAGGUGUCUUUUAUACUGAUAACAAGUUCAAACAGGUGCCAUUAAUACAGGUAACGAGUGGAGGACAGAGGAGCCUCUUAAAGAAGAAGUUACAGGUCUGUGAGAGCCAGAAACCUUGCUUGUUUGUAGGUGACCAAAUACUUAUUUUCCACCAUAAUUUGCAAAUAAAUUCAUUAAAAAUCCUACAAUGGGAUUUUCUGGAUUUUUUUUUCUCAAUUUGUCUGUCAUAGUUGACGUGUACCUAUGAUGAAAAUUACAGGCCUCUCUCAUCUUUUUAAGUGGGAGAACUUGCACAAUUGGUGGCUGACUAAAUACUUUUUUGCCCCACUGUACCAAGUAGACUUCUUUCCCCUAUCCUUGUGAUGCUGUUGGUCCAAUAUUAAGAAAAUUGAACCCAGUCAUCUGCAGCCCCAAUCCAAGUCAAUUCUCACCAUGGUUAUGUUCAUUAGGCCACAAAAUGAAAGAAAACAGACUGAACAGCGGAGAACUACCUGAACUGUUUUCUUUUACAAAAUAUUUUGCUACAGUUUGCCCUAAUGAACACAACCCAGGGCAGUUCUCUGCCUUUCCAUCUCCUCUGACCUUUAACCUCUCACCCUAACCUCUGACCCCAGCCUCUUGCAUGCCCCAAUCCUCCUCUUUUGUAGGGAGAAAGAGGGAAAUGUUUGAGCACCCUGUCUUCUGCUUGGCGUCACAAGUGAUGGAUUUAACCAUCCGUGAGUACCUACCUCAUCCUCUCCCUGUCUCUCCUCCCUCCCUCCUCUCAGCCAUGUCCACUCCUCCUUCCUCCUCUGUGCUUUUUUUAUCUGUCGCUCAUGUCUGCGAGAGCGAGUGGGGAGAGAGAGAGCCAGUCUGGUCUGUCUGGGGAGACACUGCAACAGCACUGUAGCGGUCCUACUAUCAGGGACCUACAGUCUCCCAUCUGUCUGUGACCAACAUGAAUGAUCUGUCGGUCUGGUCUGUAAGCUUCUUUCUUUUGGUUGGACAUAUGCCCAUGCCCACCCAUGUGACUUGAAUGCAUUUUUUACAUUGCUUCUGUGUUAUCUCCUUCAGUCGUCUGGUCAUGUGUCAGUGAGUGUGGGCACGCCACGCCGCGCUGUGCGCUGGGACAGACAGGUAUGAAGCUAUGGCACUGCCAGAGACAGAGAAACCCAGAGAGGGAGGCAGUAGAGCAGAGCAGCAGCUGCAGGCAGAGCUAAGAUACCAGGAGGACAGAAAGGAUUGGGUGUACGCACACAGAGUUCCUAUAAUAUGUAUUUUAUCUCAGCUCAACUCAACCCACCACCAGUCAAUGUGUCCUGUCUUUGGUUCGUGCAGCUGUUGUUCGUCUUACGUCUAAGUUUACGACGGUCUAAAGCUUUGUCUUUCUGUUACUGUUAACUACAUCCUGUUGUAGUUCCUUCUUUACUUUUGGACUUCUCCUUAGGCUAAUCUCUCAACGUUUCAGCGUGUCUGUACCUACGUGUAUGUCUGUGGAGUCAAUGAUAUGUCUGUCAAUUAGCUACCUAACACACUCCUGCAGAGUUCUGGGACGUUUCCAGUGUUCUCUCUAAAGGUCAAGGGUCAGAUGGAGAAGAGUAAAGAGGAACAUCUUUUCACUCUCUUCUGGAACAUAAAAUAAUAACCAUAGUGUGUUAUAAUCCUAAAUAUCUCCUCUUUUCUCUUUCUUGUCUUUCUUUUCUCUCCUUCUCUCUCUCUCUCUUUCAAGUUGAGAAAGAUAAAAAGCCGGAUCCAAAUGAUCCAGGUGAAGCCCUGUUUGACUUUUAGCUUAACCCCAAUACACACCUACUGUACCUUAAACACACAGUGCACACACACACACACACACACUGUAUAUGUGUAUAUAUAUCUCCUGUAACCACAUACACAUUUAAAUGCAUACAUAAACCCUCUCAAAUUCCCCCUAAUUUCUUGGCAUGCCAACAUGUAGCACACAAUUAUUUGUGGAGAGAUUGUAUUACUUUAUAACAGUCAUUUUCAGGGAAAUUUAUUUUUAUUUUUAUUCAGUUCAUGAAUUGAAUAUAGAGGUGCGUGUUUCAAUUCAUGAAAUUAUUUUCCAAAGUUUUUCCUGAUACUAUGAUACAUGUAUUGAAUAAAGCUAAAAAAAAUCUGAAACUGAUCAAGAAAAACUGAUAUGCACAUAAAAGGUAGCAUCUCCAAUGUGUUGAGAGAAAUAAUGCAAUAUGAGUUUACCUCAAUAUAUCUGGCUAUCAGUAUCCAAAUACACACUGAGGAAAAUUCUGCAUUAUUAUUAUUUAAUUGUCACACAACAUAGAAUCUGAAAGAUUGUAUGCAAAAUGAUGAGACCAUUCUCUGAUAACAUGACAUAUUUCAUAAAACAGUUGAACACAUUGGAUAUGGAUGAAGUAUGAUACAUUUGAGAAUGAUAAUCACUACAUUAUCAUUCUGCUCAUUAUACUUCUAAGGACCAACAUGAAGGCUUUGCAAGGAGUAUUCUGCCAUUCCUCUGGCACUGCAUGACCUCCUUCAGCCAUUUUAACUAUGCUGUGGGGUUCAGGGUCCUUUUUAGAAUGCAUGGCUAGUUGGCUACAUAGUAGUACAGGUAGUGCAUAAUCACACAACAAACCAUAGUGUAUGACGUGACAAAAAGAUUAUGAGAAUAAAUAGGCUACGUUGAACAUAUAUUUUCUAAAUUUAGACAGGUGAUAAAUGUGGUAUGAUAAAUUUACUAAAAUGAUCUCUGUACAGUUCUAUGUACAGUUCUAUGUCCUCAUUAUUUCAAAUUUAAUUUGAGCCGUCUAAUUAAAUGUUCUAAUGUUUUGCUAAUUUUGCCACAUUAUCGUUAAUGUUCUGACUACCUCAUUUCACCACAUUGAAUUGUCCUAACUAAUUUUAUGUCAGCAGAUGAUAUAUGAAAAAAUCAGUGUCCAGGUACACCGUAGAUCUUACAAACGAUAUUUGUUACAAACUCAACAUUAUCCCAGGCAGCAAAAGCAUUAAGAGCACAGGAGCAUUUUGCAUGAGUAUAACAACGAUUUUGGUUUUCUCCGUGGGAUUAAUUUAGUCAGUCGAUUCUACCUGACUGUGUUGUCCAAUAUCUCCUUACAUUGACUGUCUACAUACAAUGCACCAGUACCAGUUUAUAUUGCGUGCAUGCUUUAGAAACCAUAUGACACUCUCAUCUUUAGUGCUAGUGGUCUGUGGGGUCUGUGUGAGUGAGAGGGAACCCAAAACACAGCUUAAGCACUUAUCAUGUCUUUCAUUUCAACCAUUUCUGGAGUUAACGAUAUAGAUGGGGGGGGGGGGGAAACAUUCUAACAGAGACUGUUAGUAACCCCUCUCUGCCUAACUAACCCCUUCCUUACCCCUCAUCCUUCCGCUCCAGAGAACGUAGGCCGGUUAGUCACGCCCGCCAAAAAACUUGAGGACACUAUUCGCCUGGCCGAGCUAGUCAUAGAGGUCCUCCAGCAGAACCAGGAGCAUCAUGCGGAGGUGAGUGGGUAACUCUUCCUCCUCUCAUCCCUCUCUUUAUCUAUCUCACUUCAUUACCUCCUCCGACACCUCCUCCAUGGGCAUGGAGAAGGGAGCUAGUCUUUUCCUGUUUAUAUAUAACGCUGUCUUUGUGCAUGGGUAACUUAAAAAUAUAUACUUUUUCAUCAAUGAUUUACUACACAGGUAGACAUCCUUAAUGGGAGAUGAAUAAUGGAUGUUAACAUUGUGCCAGUGCACAAUUUUUACCAAAGGAGGCAUUUUAAAGUGGGAGAGUGGUGAAGUGUGCCAUUCCCUUCUCCACGGAUUCAUCAUUCAUAAUCCAAGUGGUGCAAUGCUACAUAAAACAUUGGUUACCUUGAAAGAUGGGAAUGCCUGAUUGAUUUCAGCUCAGUAUGUACAGUAGAGGACAGAACAGUAUAGGUAGCUGUAAUGUAGGCUAGCUGCUUCUAGUCGGACUGUACAGUAGGUGACGCAUGCUCAUUCAGUGUUACUUUAGCUGAGAAGUUGGAACAUGAAAUAGAAACAACACUAAAUAGAUAUAUUUUUGCCUAAAAGUAUAAUAAACAAUUGUAAAAGCAUGUUGAUCAUGAAGAUCUACAGGUGAUCCUAUGGGAUCAAUAAGAUUAAUGCAGAUAAGCAGAUUUAUUCUAUCUCUCUGACAUAUGCUUGACAGGCUGCAGUCACAAGUUCUGGAGAUCAAUCGGUACAGUAUAAUUAUUUAUCUUUCUCUUCAGUCCCAUCACAAACCUCUCCCUAUCUAUCGCAUGUUGGCCUGCACAGAGGCUAGGGCUGCCCUUAGUGUUGUAAGGCUGAGGGAAAUACACUAGAGAGGGAUGGGUGGCUGUUGUGUGUUGGUUCAGAAACAUCAGCUAACAUGCUGACUGUAACGCACCGCCAUACUAUAGGCUACACAACAUCACUUUGAUCAUAGAGCAUGUCCACGACUAGUCCUCUUCUCUCUAGCAGCAUGUUGAAGUGAGCUAUACCACAGUAUACUCUGGGUGGUUCUUUUAGGGUUUGAUUGAAUCCCAAACUCCACCAUGAACAUAAAUGUAUAUCCUCUCCUUCCUCCAUCCAGCUUUAAGUUCGGUUUCAAAUCACGGUUCACUCUCUUUGAACAUUUAGAACAUUCCUCCUCCUUCCGGCUUCUCCUCUUCCAUCUCUCUGCUUUCCCGCCUUCCGUCUAAGAAUUGUUCCUCCACUCAGUAAUCCUUUAAAUAAAUGCUUGAUGCUGUAGAUACAUUCAUGUGACUAUCCUCCCUGUGUUUUCACUGUCCGUAUGAUCGGUGAUGUUCGCUCCCUGCAGGGCAAAGAGGUAUGUGGUGAAGUUGAAUGAGAACACCCCUCCCCCCUCUAACCCUGUAAUGGAUUGUGCAUGUCCAGUAGAUGCCCUGCCCCCCUUUCUCUGAAGUGUUGGUACAGUCCAGGACUGCUCUUUUGGGCCUGUUGUAUUGGGACUGUUGUGAAUGAUGGUGCCUGCUGCAGCAAUGGGGCUGGGCAUGCUGUAGAGGCCGGGGCCUUGCCUGAGUUCCCUUCCCCCAACAUAGGAUGGAGCCCCCAGUUUACCUGUCCAUCCGUCCCUCCUCCCUGGAACUAUAACCCCCCUCCCCCCAUCCCCACCCACUCCUCUCCCUGAGUCCACACUCUCUCCCCUGCCCUGUGUAUGAUGAUGUGAUGAUGAUAGUGAUGAUGAUGAUGAUGAAGGAGCACAACUUGGUCUGCUGCCUGUACUGUAGCACCAAUGAUUUAUAGCAUUGUAAAUAGUCGGUGAAGGGGUGGGCAUGUAAGUGGUCAGACAGGUAAGUGAGGACUUGACUGCAGUGCUGUCCCCCUGUGCUGUGUUAGCUACAGUGCCUUGCAAAAGUAUUCAUCCCCCUUGGCGUUUUUCCUAUUUUGUUGCAUUACAACCUGUAUUUUAAAUGGAUUUUUAUUUGGAUUUCAUGUAAUGGACAUACACAAAAUAAUUCAAAUUGGUGAAGUGAAAUGAAAAAAAAAAAUUACUUGUUUCCAAAAAUGCUAAAAGUUAAAUAACGGAAAAGUGGUGCGUGCAUAUGUAUUCACCCCCUUUGCUAUGAAGCCCCUAAAUAAGAUCUGGUGCAACCAAUUACCUUCAGAAGUCACAUAAUUAGUUAAAUAAAGUCCACCUGUGUGCAAUCUAAGUGCAACAUGAUCUAUCACAUGAUCUCAGUAUAUAUACACCUGUUCUGAAAGGCCCCAGAGUCUGCAACACCACUAAGCAAGGAGCACCACCAGGCAAGCGGCACCAUGAAGACCAAGGAGCUCUCCAAACAGGUCAAAUGAUACAAACUACCCCAAAAAUCUAUUUUAAUUCCAGGUUGUAAGGCAACAAAAUAGGAAAAAUGCCAAAGUGGGUGAAUUAUUUCGCAAGCCACUGUAUAGUCCCUCUAUGGCAGAUGUUUUUCCAGGAGGAUUGAUUCAAUAUGAAAUAAAAGCAUGCAGCAUAACAGGAAGGAUUAUUCGUCCCGUCAAGUUUUUCCAACGAUGAGCAAAUAACCCAAGCCCAGACUGUAAGCACAGCAGCAAAAUCAAUAGAAGCAGAAAGGUCAAUGGAAACAGACAUGGAUAAAUACCUCUUUCUGACCUAUUAAGUACCAUUGUUCACCCUAACUAGUAGUCCCAAAAUAUCUGGGGAAACCAUAUCAAGUUUAUUGGUUUGUCCACAAAUUGUCCCUCUGGAAACCCUGUACCUAGUAGAUAAGCUAUGUGCUGCAGUCUUCGGUCAGUGUGCCUACUUCCUAUUAUAUGGCUGAAUGCAGUGCAUGGACAUGACCUGUAUCACAUUCACAUCUGAUGAGGAGUGUUCUGUUGGUAUGGCAACGAUGUGAAUGGUGGAAACCCGAGCUCCACGGCAGUCUGCAUGAGAAAAGGCACCACCCCCCGGCUAUGACCCUCCCUCAAUCUAGAGAUAUAUGAUCAAUGAAUAUAACAGAAUUAAUCAGCUUCAUGAUAUUAUUAUGCUAUUAUUGGCUUUGUGUAUAAAUGUAUUGUAAACUUGUUCUCACAUUGGUGGGAGGCUAGCUAAGGUUUCAAUUAGCCCCAACCCCUUUAGUCUUCACCAGAAAGAGCUGUGGAUUGGUUUUACUCAUUCUUGGAGUACACAUGGGUUUGCAAGGCUACAGACAUCUAUUACUACAGUUAACUGCAUAUAAUCACUACAUUUAAUGGUCUACCUACCUACACAUGAUAUAUCAGUCCACAGUGCUAGCUGGCGCGGGUUUGUUAGAGCUCUGAUUAGCUCCAGUAUGUGUGUGAUCCUCCCAAGUCUGCUCUGCCUCCUCUCUGUCCUGCCUGCUCAUCCCCACAUCCUCACACCCUGACUGGGGCUUGUGUUCACCGUUCACCCCCUCCCUGGUUCUGUCCCUGUCCUGUCCGUGGUAUGUGUAUGUGUCUAGGCCUUUGCCUGGUGGUCUGACCUGAUGACGGAGCACGCUGAGACCUUCCUGGCCAUGUAUGCCGUGGACAUGGAUGCUGCUCUGGAAAUCCAGUCUCCUGAGAGCUGGGACAGCUUCCCUCUCUUCCAGCUGCUCAACGACUUCCUCCGCACUGACUGUAUGUUUCAUGUUUCUCUUCUAUAUACACCAAUGGCCUUCUCCAUCCAAUAAACAUCAAGGAAAAAGUUGGACUGAAAGUGCUUAACCACCCAGUCAAAAGUCAAAAGUUUUGACCCACCUUAAAUAGCUAAAAGUGGUUCUAGCUUUUUUCCAGGAAACACCAUAGAAUAACUCUUCCAUUCAGACCAGAUUCCUUUAACCCUUGACUAAUAAAACAAUAAAACACACACUGUACUGUGCCACACACACACGACUUGGUCCUGCCCCUCUGAGAAGUUUAUGCUGUAAUAUCAAUACUGUAUUCUCUCUCUCUCUCUCUCUCUCUCUCUCUCUCUCUCUCUCUCUUCUGCCUAGAUCACUGCCAAUCUGUAGUGUUUAUAGCUAUAAUAACAAUCAAACUAUAUAACAAUAUGUAUAGCUACAGUGUCUUGCAAAAGUGUUCAUCCCCCUUGGUGUUUUUCCUAUUUUGUUGCAUUACAGCCUGUAAUUUAAAUAUAUUUUUAUUUGGAUUUCAUGUAAUGGACAUACACAAAAUAGUCCAACUUGGUGAAGUGAAAUGAAAAAAAUAACUUGUUUCAAAGAAUUCUAAAAAAUAAAUGACGGAAAAGUGGUGCAUGCAUAUAUAUUCACCCCCUUUGCUAUGAAGCCCCUUAAUAAGAUCUGGUGCAACCAAUUACCUUCAGAAGUCACAUAAUUAGUUAAAUAAAGUCCACCUGUGUGCAAUCUAAGUGUCACAUGAUCUGUCACAUGAUCUCAGUAUAUACACCUGUUCAGAAAGGCCCCAGAGUCUGCAACACCAUUAAGCAAGGGGCAGCACCAUGAAGACCAAGGAGCUCUCCAAACAGGUCAAGGACAAAGUUGUAGAGAAGUACAGAUCAGGGUUGGGUUAUAAAAAAAGAUCUGAAACUUUGAACAUCCCACGGAGCACCAUUAAAUCCAUUAUAAAAAAAUUGAAAGAAUAUGGCACCACAACAAAGCUGCCAAGAGAGGGCCGCCCACCAAAACUCACGGCCCAGGUAAGAAGGGCAUUAAUCAGAGAGGCAACAAAGAGACCAAAGAUAACCCAGAAGGAGCUGCAAAGUUCAACAGCGGAGAUUGGAGUAUCUGUCCAUAGGACCACUUUAAGCCGUACACUCCACAGAGCUGGGCUUUACGGAAGAGGGGCCAGAAAAAAAGCCAUUGCUUAAAGAAAAAAAUAAGCAAACACGUUUGGUGUUCGCCAAAAGGCAUGUGGGAGACUCCCCAAACAUAUGGAAGAAGGACUCUGGUCAGAUGAGACUAAAAUUGAGCUUUUUGGCCAUCAAGGAAAAUGCUAUGUCUGGCGCAAACCCAACACCUCUCAUCACCCUGAACGGAGGUUCACCUUCCAGCAGGACAAUGACCCUAAGCAUACUGCUAAAGCAACACUCGAGUGGUUUAAGGGAAAACAUUUAAAUGUCUUGGAAUGGCCUAGUCAAAGCCCAGACCUCAAUCCAAUUGAGAAUCUGUGGUAUGACUUAACGAUUGCUGUACACCAGCGGAACCCAUCCAACUUGAAGGAGAUGGAGCAGUUUUGCCUUGAAGAAUGGGCAAAAAUCCCAGUGGCUAGAUGUGCCAAGCUUAUAGAGACAUACCCCAAGAGACUUUCAGCUGUAAUUGCUGCAAAAGGUGGGUCUGUUUUCAAAACAAAAAAAUAUUUUGCAUCUUCAAAGUUGUAGGCAUGUUGUGUAAAUCAAAUUAUAUAAACCACCCCAAAAUUCAUUUUAAUUCCAGGUUGUAAGGCAACAAAAUAGGGAAAAUGUCAAGGGGGUUAAAUACUUUCACAAGCCACUGUAUAAUCUCUCUAUUCUCUCUCUUCUUCUGCUUCUAGAUCACCUGUGCAAUGGGAAAUUCCACAAACACCUGCAGGACCUCUAUGCUCCCCUGGUGGUUAGAUAUGUGGACCUGAUGGAGUCCUCCAUCGCUCAGUCUAUCACCAGGGGCUUUGAGGGAGAGUCCUGGGUGCCUGUAAAGUAAGGGGCCGUCCUUCCUUCCUCACACUAACUGACUGCUCUUGGAGAGGCCUGGAGAGAGACACUACUAUACUUAGGAGAGCAGUCAUGUAGUUCACUCCUUAUUUGACUGCCUCAGCACACUCCUCAGUCAGAGCUGUUUGAGGAGAGUAAUAGAUAAGGAGUUUAUUUUUGCUCUGGAUAAGAGCGUCUGCUAAAUGACUUAAAUGUACAAUUUUCUGAUAAGGAAAACAUAUCCCAAAAGGCAUUCAUAAAACAUUUAUUAGGAGACAAUGGUCUCGGAAAUGAGUUUUUCUAACUCCAGAAACAAAUUAAACCUGAAUAUGAUGGUAGCUAUGACUCAUAAGGUAUUAUUAAAAAAUAUUAGUUUUGUAAUCAGAAGCUUCAAGCUUUAGCGGAUAUUGUGCGGUAAACUUGCAAAAGUGCAAGAGGGCUAUACUCUGCCACAUUCGGGACCCUUAUCCCAGACUAGGUCACAUGUAGGUUAGUUGAAGUCAAUCUCCAAUAUUUCCAUCCUUUUGUUUUGUGCUUUGAAAUGUUGCUAGGGACAGAAGCUCUCCAGUGUAUUUUGUGUUGCUAAUUUGCUAUUUUUCACUUUAUAACUAAUGCUUAUUGAUUUAUCAUGCCAUUUACAUUUGUUUUGCUUUCUUUUAAAUUAAGCUCUUUACGAAGCUCUAAACCUGAAAGGAAAAUACAUAUUUAUAGACUAUAGGUCUUAUGUUUUCGAUAACUUUGCUGUUUUGCCUUACUGCUGCUUUUAUAUAUGCGUACAAUCCACCGCUUAUUCUGAAUGUAGUAGGUCCUCUUUUUCUAUGUGCUUCAGAAAACAACUGCUUCUCUAACUGUUGGUCUUGUUUAUUUAUGUGUGCCAUUUACAUAUUAUGUAUUAUGUCUGAAGAUGAUCCAUUUCUUUGUGUGACUUUUCCUCUUGUGUUCUGGAUUUGAUUACUUUUACUGCACAGUUUCACAUGGCUUUGAACUGCAGCAGCAUCUACAUUACCACUGUUAUGGAUUUAUUUUGUUCUUUUUGUCUGUCUCUUCUGCAGGAGUUUAACAAGUAAUCUGCCCAAUGUGAAUCUCCAAAUACCAAAUGUCAACCUCCAAAUUCCCAAAGUACCAAAUCUGCCGCCAGUAGCAGGACUAUCAGUUAACCUUCCAACAAUGCCUAGUUUUUCCACCCCGUCAUGGAUGGCUGCUAUCUAUGACCCUGAGUGUGUAUUCAACUAGUUCACCUUAGAUUUAUGUGCAUCAGCAACGUGUUGCCUUGGUAUGAAGAUGUCCCCUAGGUCCCCUUGUCGCAGGUCAUUGACAAUAGAAGACCAAAUAAAAAUAUUGAUUUAGAUUUCGGAAAUGUCUCUGCCAACGACCUGCUUAGGCAUUAUGUAAGGGAAGAUACCUUUUUUCACAACUACAUAGGUUAAUGCACACCACACACAUUACAGAUAAGAUUACUUUACCAAUACGUUCCUCAAAUAAAAUCUUGGGUAAACAGUCGUUACCGAUCCUAUCAUGUUCAUGCCAAGAGCACUGCAAGGGGGUUACGUACGGUAGUUUAGGCUUGUUUAGAGUUUAGACUUGUUUGUUCUUGAAAUGAGUGGCUAUAUGACAAGCUGUCAUUUCCCCUCAACAUGCAUGCAGUUGAGCUGUGAGGUGUAGAGAUACAGAGCCAAAUCAAACCAUGUUUCACUGGAAGUUCUGGGCUUUGUUGCACUGAAAUAUAUUGUAACAGUGGACAUUAUUAUGAUAAUCUGGAAUUUUCUGUCCGAUGUGUAUCUCUCCGCCUCUCUCCUACAGUUUUCACUAGCUGUAAAGAAUGCAGUGGUUAGUCUGUAAUGCUCAUAAAAAGUUGACUGUACCACUGAUUGCUUAUGGAAGGUACAGUUGAACGUCGCAUCAGAACCCUGUAUGAAUACUGCUGGUCCUGGCUCACAUGACUGUCUGUGGCCAGUGGGAUAGGGUGGGCGGGGUCAGGUGGUCAGAUGGUGGGAUCAUAGAAAUUGAAUCACAAGAAUGGACAGCCCCCAUUCAAGUCAAUGGGUAUUUCCGUUCUAGUGGUUUUAUUUCUGUGGUUGGGGCGGGUAAGUGGGUAGAGAUUCUGCCCGGUUGUAACUGGGUGGGUGGAUUGUUAGCUCAAUGCUCUAAAGCAACCACCUCUUCAGUGCAGCUGGCAUCCAAUGCAGUAGAGAUCUGCCCCCUCUCCUUUCCUCUUCUCCUCCUCCUUCUUUUCCUGCAUCCCCCUAUCCCAGUCAGCUCUAACCAGGAUGGCAGCACCUUCAGACAGGACUGCAUGGUGUGUUUAAUAGCUAUUGUACUGUAGGAUACCCACCCAGUACCACCAGCCUGAGGAUAUGGGGGGUGAGAGAGUGGGCUGCUCUUUUAGAGUUUUAUUUUCUGUGAUUGAUCAUGUAUACCCCAAACAAAUACAAGUUCAAGAGAGAUAAAUUAAAUCUACUUAUGAACACACAAUGAUAGCCAUGUUUCAAGACACGCCCUCCCUCACCUCUCCACUCCCCUGUGUUGUAUUACAGACAAGUCAGUGUGUGCGAUAUCUGCAGUGACUAUCCUGCAUGAACCCACACCUAAAAGGUUAUUAAUAACCAAGUGCUACAGCAUGGUUAUUGAAAUGUUAUAGUCAACCAUGUCCUCUUAUUUUCCCAUACACUGACUGUCUAAAGAGAUUAUUUGAUAUUUAUAAGUGAAGUUAAUAAAAAGGGAAUUACUUUGGAACAGUCGGUCGGUGUGUGGUCAAUAUAAAGGACACCCCCCUGACCCCUCUGUCUUCUGUGACCUUUGGUUUCUGACCUGUGUGUGUUUGGGUUUGCCGUGGGAGUGCAGCAAUGGCUCUGGGACGUCGGAGGACCUGUUCUGGAAGCUGGAGGCACUGCAGACCUUCAUCAGGGACCUACACUGGCCCGAGGAGGAGUUUGCCAAACACCUGGAGAACCGUAUGAAGCUCAUGUCCAGCGACAUGAUUGAGAAUUGCGUCAAACGGUGUGUGUUGUGUGUGUGUAUGUGUAUGUCUGGGUGUGGUAUCGGUAUUUCCAUACUAAAACUUUGACGAAAACGAGACGUGAUCCCUGACAUUCUUUUAUACAACUAUUACAAAUUACUUUUCAUUUUAGUCGACACAAAUGUGACGAGACGAGAAUUCCAAGUGAGACUAAUGGAAAUGUUAAUUUGACAUGAAGCAUCUGUUUUGUCCAAUCAUAAGCAUGCAUGCAGAAUAUUUAAUGCGAUCCUCUCAUUGGCAGAAUUUACAUCUUUCAGUUGCGUGGUCUGAUUGAGCUGAUCUGCAAUGCUCUCACCCACACAGCUCCCAGGCGGUCACUUCAGUCACUUGUCAAUCUUUUGAACUGAUGCGAAGCCAGGACACUUGACUUGUAACUAACCUCAACUAGAAACAAUGUUUAUGGCCUCCCGAGUAGCGCAGCGGUCUAAGGCACUGCAUUGCAGUGCUUGAGGCGUCACUACAGACCCGGGUUCGAUCCCAGGCUGUGUCACAACCGGCCAUGACCGGGAGUCACAUAGGGCGGUGCACAAUUGGUCGUCCGGUUUAGGGGAGGGUUUGGCCGGAAGGGGCUUUACUUGGCUCAUUGUGCUCUAGCGACACCUUGUGGCGAGCCUGCAUGCUUACUUUGGUCGUCAAUUGAAUGGUGUUUCCUCUGACACGUUGGUGCAGCACUGUUAAGCAUUGUUAAGAAGUGCGGUUUGGCGGGUCAUGGCCUGACCUUCGCCUCUCCUGAGCGCAUUGAGGAAUUUGACAAGAUUAAAAAAGGAGCUAUGUUUACUUUUCAUGUAGGCUAUUUUUGCUUUGAAUAAAUAACAUGCGCGCUGUUAUGUAUAUUUAUAUUAUGUAUUCAUCUGUGUUGCCGAUCUCGCUCAAAUUCUCCCCUUUUUAAGGAAACUACUGUUUACCUCCUUGACGGUUAUGAUGGGGAGGAAAUCAGAGCUGUAAAUUGUUUAACCUGUAGCCAAGGCUUUAUAGCCUGUAUGGUUAAUUAUGGCUGGCAUUGGUUACAAUCUGCCACAAUAUCAGUGUAGCCAGCUAAGGUAUACGAGAGGAUAGUAGGCGUAGUUGGACAAGGCUAUCUGAAUGUUCACAUUCUGAGUGUUUAAUAGAAACAAAUGCACUGACUAUUACAUGACUAAAAUGGCUGUGACUAAACGAGACUAAAAGUUUUUGUUGACUGAUAAUAACUAAAAGUAACGAAGGAUGAAAUGACUAAAAUGUGACUAAGACUAAAACUACAUCUAAAAUAGCUGCCAAAAUUAACACUGGUGUGUGGUGUUGUGUACUGCCAGUGUUGGUGUGUGUGUCUCUCGAUCAUGUGGCUGGACAUGAGCCUCUGCCUCAAACUAAAUACCAUACAUUACAUAGAAAUGUUUCCUGCUGUGUAUUGCAGCACUAGGAUGGCAUUUGAGUCCAAGCUGGCAAAGAGCAGCAGGGGUACAGACUUCCGCAUCUCUGCAGCAAUAUGCACCAUGUUCAAUGUGAUGGUGGAUGCGAAGGACCAGUCCUCCAAGCUGUGUGCCAUGGAGAUGGGCCAGGAGGUAAGAAUGUGGCGCUACCAAUGCAAAGGUUGUGGGUUCAAAUCCCAGAAGGGAUCACCUACUAGAACUGUACCACCCAAAUAGAUGAACUGUGUGUUAUUUUCGUCUUUCAGAAACAGUACCACACCCAAAUAGAUGAACUGAUUGAGGAGAGUGUAAAGGACAUGAUCCAACUCAUGGUGGCAAAGGUACACUUCAUUUUUCUUAUUGUCCUCCCUAAUGAUACGUAACUUGUAUUGUGGUUGGCCUCAUAGUGCUUUGUGGCACUAGAAAAGUAGAACAAAGUGAUUUGUAGUCUGGAAUAAAUCUUGUUGUUUGUUUGUUUGUUUGUUUAUUGUUGUUUGUGUGUCUCACUUCUCAGUUUGUGGUUAUUCUGGAGGGUCUGUUGGCCAAGAUCUCCCGAUACGAUGAAGGCACUCUAUUCUCAUCUUUCAUGUCAUUCACGGUAAGACUAGGUUUCUCUACUGUAUCGCCUCCAAUAUCAUGUCAGAUGGAGUUAUGUUUCCGUAAAUUAUUCUAGGUAUGUUGGUGACUGUGCAAAUUAUGGAAUUCUCAUAUUUUCUUGUCACAAUCUGUCUGUAAUUUCAGGUGAAAGCUGCCUCAAAGUAUGUGGACGUCCCUGUAAGUGUGCCAUAGUCCCAGUUGAUCUCUGUAAAAUGUCAAACCAGUAAAAAAGCUAUGUGAUCAGAAAGGAAGUACUUAUCAUUUACUUAAUUCAAAUCAAAAUACAUUAUCUUGUGUUUGGGGUGAUUUAACUGUACUAUGCAGAACUGAGACAUUCUUCUCACAUAUAACCCCUUACCUCUGUCCCCCCCACCCUGCCUCUCUGUCUUGUCUGUAACACUAUUGUACUGUGUGAGUCUGUAUAAAGUACAUUAUAUCCUUAUUUAAUUCAUAGAGUUUUCAAUAUUUCUUCAUAUAUUUGUCAUAUAUUUUCAAUAAAUGUUUACAAUCUGCAUCCCUGUACAUGUGACUAAUGAACUCAAUCUAAUCUAAAUCUAAUAUAAAUUACAGAUUUACAAUGUCUAUGUUUCUGGUGUGUUUGCAGAAGCCUGGGAUGGACGUUGCCGACGGUUACGUCACCUGUGUCCGCCACUCUCAGGACAUUCUACGAGAUAAGGUCAAUGAGGAGGUGUAUAUAGAAAGAUUAUUUGAUGUAAGUAAGAUGCCGAUUCCUCCUGACCAAUAGGGAGGGAGCUUUCCAAAAUGUGGCAAAACAAUUGUGACAGGAAAGGGAUAUAAUAUGUCACAUUUUAAGACCAGGCGCUGUGUGUAUACCUACCACAGCCUGGUACAGAAGAGGCUUGGUGUUUUAUUAUCUUCCUCUAUAGGCUUUUCUCCUCUUCUCUCCUCUAUCUCUUCUUCUCUGUUCUCUGAACCUCUGCUCCUGCCCACUGUAUUCUGGUGUGCAUUGCCACAGUGCUUUUGGACCUUUGUGGAUUGGUUGGAUCAUUUACAAGCAAAGAGUCCAAACAAGCACCAUCAGGCAGGAUUAUCGAAAGCAGUGCUCUCUGGGUAAAGAAAGAUAAAAGAUGAUGUACAGGUCAUCUAAUUCACUCCAACACUAGGAUAUGUAAUAACUAACUUUCCCUUUCUAUCUAAGUAAUACUAAAUAAUAUAUAGUACUUUAAAAUACCUGUUCUCGUUUGAAGCGGUCUUGCAAAGCGAAAGCCAUUGAUAUGAGAGCACUGUUUUACAAGCACAUAAUCCUUAUGUGGUACAUUUGAAAUAAUGUGUCCACCAUUUUUGUGAGGUGUACUACAGUGACGUGUGUUUGCUUCAUACCCCUGAAAUGUAUAAACUGUACAGUAUUGUGGUGCACAGAUGUGUGUGUGUGUGUGUGUGUGUGUGUGUUGGCUUUGUGUGUUUGAGAGGCGUGUGGUAAUGUGCUGGAGUGAUUUAGUAUGUGUGUUGGCUGUGUAUUAGUGUGUUUGAGAGGUAUUACUUCGUGCAGUAGUCUACUGUUCCUGCGCUGUCACUGUGUGUGUGUUGGCUUUGUGUGUUUGUGAGGUGUGCUGUUAUGUGCUAGAGUGGUGUGUGUUUUGUGUUUGAAAGGUGUGUUGUACUACUGUGAAGUGUGUUUAAUUCUGUCUUUAAGGUCAACACUGGCUGUCCCUGUCUCUCUCCUUGUGUUUCUACGCUGCUAAAGAGUACCCCCCCCCCCCCCUCCCCACAGUUUCUGAUGUGUGAUUGUAUAGCUGCUUCUAACCUGUCCCUACCUGGCACUACCACAUUUGACUGUUCCAUGUCUUUUGAGUUGUGGAUGUUUUGGUUUUAAAUGUUGUAUUUCCGUUAGUUUUGGAGUGUCUUUGAUGAUUAAGUUUGUUGUUUUAAAAACAUUAAUGCUAUUAUAUUCCAUCCAUCUCUGCAUGUAUCGGCAAAACUCCCCAAUACUGCAUCUCUCUCUCUCUCUUUCUUUCACUUAUUCACUUAUUCACUCUCAAUUAUUUUAUUUAUUUCUUUAUUAACCCCAUAACUCCUGCCGCCUUCUCUUUUCUUCAAAAAGUGGCACUUAUCUCUAACGUCGCGUUGUUUUAGCACAUUAUGUUGAAUGGCAUGAUUUCAAGUCAAAUAAUCUUCCUGUGUACAUCUUCUAGCAUGACCCUCCACCUCUCAGAGUUAUGCCUCAGUCAUACUACUAUACAACACAUACAGCAAACCAACCUCCGCACGCACGCACUCACCCAGCCACCCACCCAGCCACUCACCCAGCCACCCACGCAGCCACUCACCCAGCCACUCACCCAGCCACCCAGCCACCCACGCAGCCACUCACCCAGCCACCCACGCAGCCACCAAACCCACCUGCCUUCCAGGUCUGCAUGCACUGCACGCACAUAGGCUCAACUCGACUGUGUGAAGUGGACAGGCAUCCAUCCGCUAAAAUCUGACCUCAAGCAUCAAGCCAAAACCUCCUGACCAACCAGUCAUCUCUACAGGACAAAAACAAACCUGGGUCCAAUCAAAUUAGAGCUAGGGCAAUUAGACCAAUCAAACCAACAAAAAAACUACUAAGCCAAGUCCAAUCCUAGCCAUUCAGGCCCUCAUUCCUGGCCCUGCCUACUCACUCCAUGACUCAAAGUUGAUCUUUUUUCUAGACGUUCGAAGGAGGACAACUGUUUCCUAGCUUCCUUGGUUCAUCUCUCUUCUUCUCUCGUGUGCUGUUCUCUUAUAACUUGAUCUCUGCUACGAAUCAUCUGGGUCAAUCUUAUCCUACACUCUGAAUGAAUGAAUUAAACGUUCUUCUAAUAAGGUAUAAGAAAAUAGCACAACUGUCUGCUCCUUGCCUGCCUAACCAUUUACUCACUUUCUCAUUAUGAUUUCAUUUCCACAAAUGAUCGAGUUGAAACUACACUGUGGAGUUACAGUAUGUAGAAUGAAUGUUCUACGACGUUGUCGUGUUGCUUAUAUGUAUGGAUGAGCCUUCACAGGGCUUUAGCGCUAGUCUAGAUCAUUUGAUAAAUUCAGAUCCCCUUACAAUAUACUGUACAAAUGAUGUAUUGGUAUGCCAUACUAUGUUCAGUUUGUUGAAAAGUAUAGCAUACUAGACAUUUAGCUACUAAGAACAACUUGGCUCAAGUAGAUAUUUUUGUCCCUGAGUGUACUGGAGCCAGAAGGUUUGUACUGGAGCCAGAAGGUUUGCCAGAAAACAUGAACAUUUUAUAUUUGAAUGUCUAGCUAGCACUACUAAUAUACCCUGGCAAUGUAUUAAUAAUUUCAUUGUUUCCCUCUGAUUUUCUUAGUGCCCUGCAGUGCUUGGAGAAAUGGGAAUUUUGAAAUAAUUAAUGUGCUUUUUCUGAAAUAAGUAUUUUAUGCAUGUUCAGUGUUUUUCUAUUCUCCACUGCAGAGUGUGUAUGUGUGUGUAUCUUUUUUUUCCGAAAUGUCUGUCUUGUCUUUCCUGGAAAAUACUGUAAAUGUCUGUGUGCGUUAAGUGUCGGAAAGUACUUCCCAAUGUGUGAGUGUGUUUUGCUUGUAAGACGUGUGUAUGUGUUCACUAGAGAACAUAUCAAGCUGCAUAUUGAUAUGCAGAGAGCUCUAGUUUGUGUGUGUGUUUGCGUCUACGUGUGUGUGUGUUUUGCUGGAGAACGCUGUGUUUGUGUGUGUUGCAGCAAUGGUACACAGCCACCAUGAACCUGCUGGGGACCUGGCUCACUGAGCGCAUGGACCAGCAGCUCCAUCUCUACCAGCUCAAGAUCCUCAUCAGGAUCGUCAAGGUAACUCACUGCCAGGGGAGGGGUUAAUAAUCUGCAUGGAACUCAGCUACUGUAAUUCACUGGCACCCCAGGGAUUAAAAACUAUUUUGACACUAGUGUCGCUUUAUUUGAUGGCAAAAUGGGAACAUGAUUGAAAGGGUAUGUUGAAAACAUUUCAAGGGAACAAAAGCCUUGUUCACACUGCAGGCCUUAAUGCUCAAAUCAGUUUUGUUUUUCAAAACCGUUUUGGAUUACUGACUGUCCAAACAGCAAAUUACAAGUGACCUUACCUCUACCCACAUGUAAAUAUUAUCUAAAUUACCUCGACUACCCUGUGCCCCCGCACAUUGACUCUGUACCGGUACCCACUGUAUAUAGCCUCGCUACAGUUAUUUUACUGCUGCUCUUUAAUUCUCUUUUUUUAUUUUUACUUAUCUAUUUUUUAGUUAACAUUUAUUAUUCUUAGAACUGCAUUGUUGGUUAAGGGCUUGUAAGUAAGCAUUUCACUGUAAGGUCUAUACCUGUUAUAUUCGGCGCAUGUUACAAAUACAAUUAGAUUUUAUUUUAUUUGAAAUUGGAUUUGUGUGCGUGUUCAGACUAGUCAUUUGCUGUCAUGGCUACGCUAGUUGUCAUGGUAAUGACAGGUGUGUGUGCAGUGGUGUAGGCUGAUUGGUGGUGGUGGUGGUGCUCAUGCUCUCUCUCAGUCAGAAGUUGUUGUGUACCAAGCUAAUGUGACAACAAUGCAUGCCAUGGAAGUCUCCCAGCUGCUUUGAAUGUUCGAAAUCAUAGCGUAAGAACACGUUUAAAGCCUCAAAGGAUAAGAUGAUCCAACUUUCAAAACAAGUAAUUUUUGGCUAGCCCCAGCAGUCAACUAGCAUGCUAGGUAGCUGUUUAGCUUUCUAGCACAUUCACUCAUUUAUUUGUAAACAAUUAACAAGCUAGUUAGUAGGGCUGGGCGGUAUCCAGAUUAUACACCGUCAUACUGUUUCUGUAACAUACCUGGGUAUACACUAUUACCAAAUGUGCACACAUGUCUCUGCUGUAGCCAAGAAGCUGUAUCUUGACAACUAGCCACUUAGUUAGCAAGUUAGCAAAACAAAUGCAUUACUGGAGCCCUGAGCUGGAUAUCAUUUAUUUGACACAUCUUAGAUUUCUUAUAGUUAUACUUAACUUAUAAGCAGUGGCGUAGGACGCACCCCCUGCAACGGUAUUGAAAGUCAUACCGUCUCUAUUUAGAAAUACCCCGGUAUAUGGUAUAAAUGGUAUAUUGUCCAAGCCUAUUAGUUAGCUACCACAUGUUCUUGUCAAACUGUCAACAGAGUAGCUAGCAAGCAUCAAGAUAUGCCAAAUAACAGUCAAAAAAACACUUGAGAGCAAAUUAAUCAGAUUUGACCAUUCAGACACAGGUUGCAUGGCCAGGAAUCAUAUUUUUAUGAAAUGUGGCUUGAAAUAUCUGAUUCCAUGUGGUUUUGGUUGUUCAGACUACAGGAAAAAGAUCAGAUUCAAAUCGAAUAUGCAAAAAAAUAGGAUUGAGUCACUUCAAACUGCCAGUAUGAACAAAGCUAAAAUGGUAUGGUAGGGGUUAAUAGUGCACUGGAGAAGGUGAUUGGAGAGAACCUCAUCUCUUUAUAUUUACUGUUAUUGAUUAUCAUGGCAUGAAGUCUACCGCUAGCUCAGUGGCACGUUCUUUGUCGAGCCUUUAGCUACUUCAUCCCUCUAUACCUGCUAAUCCCUCUUUUAAUCACCCAUCUCCUUGUAGAAAAAGUACCGUGACUUCCGUCUGCAGGGGGUGCUAGACUCCACCCUGAACAGUAAGAUGUAUGACACGGUGAGGAACAGGCUGACCCUGGAGGAGGCCAACGCGUCCAUGAAGGAGGGAGGGAUGGGGGGCAUCUCCAUGAAGGACAGCGACGAAGAGGACGAAGACGAUGACUAGAGCCCAGUGACGCCCGACCUCAGAACUGGCACUGACGCCUCCCUUUACCAAUGCAUGUACCAACUCUGUUACUCAGACAGCCACUCUAGGACCUCUUUGUCAUCUCGAAAUGCCGAUGAAGGACCUAUAAUAAACAAUAAAAAUAGUAAUUACUAUGCUGAGGAAAAAUAAUACAAAUAAAGAUGUUGAAAAAAUAAACCAUGAUUGACAGUUUAGCUGUGUCAUGAUGAAGAUAGCACCGAUGAUAUCUUUGACUCAUUGAUUUCUAAAUUCAUUUCUGUGUUCCUAAGCAAUAUGGAGUACCAUUUGUUUGACAAUGUUGAGUGAGAUUAUUAGGUGUGUCCCUGUCCAAUGCAAACCUAUAUGGCACUUUGUUGUAUUCUACAUUCAUUAUAAUGGUACAUUGUCGUGGCGAUGAGUGUAUAGACCCUUUUCUUUGUAUUGUCUGUCUUUAAGUGGAUGCCAACUGCUUCAAACUGAAAAUUACCCUCUGUAUUUAAGUUCAAUGCUGUUUAGGAUAAACAUCUCGUCUACUCACUCUACUCUCACCACCAUAGUAUGUUCUAGAACGUCCAUUUCCUCAUCUGUGUCAAUGCUUUGUGACCUCAUAAUCUUUCACCCUAUCACUAACGAGACAUCGUCCAGCAGCCAUCUUGAACUAAAAUGAGUGGGUAUUCUAGAAAUGCAAUAUUCUCAAAGCUCCAUUUUGAUAUCUUGUUGGAGAUUAUAUUUUUAUUUCUACGUUGUUGAAACGACCUUGAAACAGGUUCUAAUCUAUUUUAAAUUUAGUUGCACGUUUACAGAGAAAAGAGAGCUAAAAAUAAAAUGUUUUUUUAUUUACCAAAAUGAAAGUUGGUCUGUCUUUUUAGUUUUAUUGCGUAUUUGAUUAGGAUGAGAUGUGUGGCAUUUCUUUGGGUCUCACUGUUGUUUGUAUAUACACAACGCUGUACAUUGCAUUCUGAGCCAUUGCUGCAUGCCCGUGGGUCCCCACCCUCUCCGAAUGCUUUCCGUUUUGUGUGAAAUUAGCUGGUGGAUUCAUUCUUGCUUUUGCCUUAUGAAAGCCAAGUUGUAAUAUGCAAGAGCUGUGGCCUCUAAAUAAAAUUACUGUACAAAUACACAA
Coregonus sp. 'balchen' is the source of this 67399-nucleotide messenger RNA. NCBI's taxonomy places the organism in Eukaryota, Metazoa, Chordata, Actinopteri, Salmoniformes, Salmonidae. The record is from the annotation of a GenBank genome assembly.